AUGCUUGGCAUCAAUCUGAAAGCAGGUAUGUCCCCUUCUUGGUGUAGCAUGUACUCCACCUUUUUCUCAGCCCCAGUAAGAAGGGAUUGAUGGGCUCUUAAUCCAGCACUGCCAAUUGGCUGCUAUGACAUUAGAACUAGAUGGCUCCCAUUUUGUCACAUUUUUUGCUCCUUGUAACUUUAUAUUAGAUUUAGCAAAACGUCAUGAUUUUUUAUAGACAUAAUUUUUAAUAUACUUAACAUCUAGUGAGUGUCACAGUGAGCCUUUUUAAGACUUUGUGCAUGUCAUAUGAUCUGGCACUUUGUAUAAUAUUAAACUGUGAUUUAGAUUUUAAAGCAUAACAUAGAAUUCAUAUUUUGUCCUAUUUAAAAUGUAAUAUUUCCCAAAACACUGGACAAUAGAAUUGAAAAACAACAAUGGCUUUGUAGGCCAUUAUAUUGACACUACCAUAAAUCACUCUUUUACCUUUACUGCCCUUGAUAAUAUGAAAGUCUCUUACUGUACUGGUAGUACCUCCUUGACCCUGUAUAAGACAGUAACUGUUAAAUCUCUUGGUACAUUGCAUACCAAUUAACACUGAACCCAGACAUUACUCUCAAAUUCAAAUUUCUAACUUUCUAAUUAAUGUGUUAAAAUAAAUGUUUAUGAAAUAUACAUACGGCAUGGUUGCAUUAGUUAAAAUGUAGCUGAUGUUAUCAGUUUUGUAAAGGUGUCUCUUCCAUAAUGGAUGAUAUGGUCAGCCAAGCUCCUAAUUUUGUUAAUGAGUUUGACAGAGUGAGGAUUGGAUAAAUGGUAGCACUAGCAAGUUAACAUUUUUACGCCAAUAUAAUCUAAUUUCUUCUGGAGCAAAAGAAUUUGAGAUUUCUUUUCUUUUUUCAUGCAUUAUUGUUCUAUAAAGGAAUCAGUUGUUCUCUAUACAUAAUACCAACACAACUUACUAACUAUAUUUAAAUCUUAGUCUCUGCUUUUUGUUUUGUUUUUAUAAUAAAUAUAUAAAACAAAAUGUAACUGUAGCAUAAUUAAUUAAAGAGACACAUUUGUUUGGGUCUCUGAAUCCAUUCCAUUGGGCUGAAUGCCAUUUUCCCUAUCAUCUAGGGGGUAUUGUUGUGUAGACGUACCUUUAUUGAAAUCUCCGCACAAAUCUCUAGAGCUUAGAUCUAAAUUAUAAUUCUGUUUGCCAAACAUCCAAUGAUGUUGCAAAAUCUUCUCUGCUGAUUCCAGACACGUUAAUCUAUAAAGCUCUACUUUUUACCAUCUCUAAAUAAUACCCUAAUCAUCAACUGUGUUAAACCUAAGACACACAUCUUUCCUAGUCUUUCCUAAUCCCCGCUAUGCCUUCAAUGCUUCUUCUAAAAGGCACAUAAUCUUUGGCAUUUCUACCCUCCCCCUAGAACUAUAACUUCCAAAAGCCUUGCAGGCUUCUCUUUAUCAAAUCCACAUCCCCAUAAAAGGUCCUGGGUUAUUCUAUACACAAACAACUGUUAUGUCUGCCUAAAUGAUCAAGAUCCCAAGAUUUUAAAAAGGACACCCUACGCACCAAAAGCCCUGCAUCUUAAUAUACUAGCUAUGCUGCAUACAUGCUUAGCAUGAUGAUGCCAAACAUAGCUAAUUCUUCUCAUAGAGAAGCAUUGGAUUCAUUGUUUUUUUUAUAAUAAGCAUUGGAUAUAUGGAGCAUAGUGAUUGCUACGUAUGCACUAUAGAUCCAAACUGCUGUGAGUAAAAAAAAAAAAAAAAUGUUUUUACUUUUCUUUUUAAAUUUACACACUACUCUUAGGGUUGCACCUAGCCAGUAUUUUACCUGCUGCCUGGUCAGUGCCUGUAUUGCAGUAUUACUGGUAAUACAAAUGUCGGUAUUUUUCUCAGUAUAAACAGAGAUUACUCUGCCAUACCAGCACUGGCCAUUAGGGGUCGCUGUGUGUGGAUAGAGGCAUGGAUAGGAAGUUACAGUAUAUCCCCGCCCCUCUCUACUCACUGAUCUGCGGGGGAGCAGCUACACAGUACAUUGAGCCCAGGCAGCAGCUCCCAGCCUGCAGAGACAGCCUACAGCUCAGAUGGGGUGAAAUUCUGCAGGGAGACAUGGGGACACUGAGACACUAGUAGACACUGGGAAACCUGGGGACAAUGAGACACUUGGGGACACUGGGAGACACUGGAACACUGAGACACUUGAGGACACUGAGACACUAGGGGAUGCUGGGAGACAUGGGGAUGCUGGCAGACACUGAGACAUUGGGACACUGGGAGACUUUGGGACACUGAGACACUUGGGGACACUGAGACACUAGGGACACAGUAUCCCAUGUGUUUCAGUGUCUCCAUUUCCCCCAGCCAGUGUCCUUAGUAUCUCAGUGUCCCCUAGUCCCCCAGUGUCCCUAGUGUCUCAGUGUCCUCUAGUCUCCCUAGUCUACCGGUGUCAUCUAGUCUCUCAGUGUCCCCAUGUCACUCAGUGUCCCCUAGUGUCUGUGUCCCCAUGUCUCCCAGUGUCCCCAUGUCAUUAGGACACUAGGGGACACUGAGACACUAGGGGACAAUGGGGAGACUGAGAUGCUUGGGGACACUGAGACACUUGGGGACACAGGGAGACAUGGGGACAGUGAGACACUGGAAGACAUGGGGACACUGAGUGCCCCCAUGUAUUCCAGUGUCCCCAUGUCUCCUAGUAUCCCCAAGGGUCUCAGUGUCCCCAUGUCUCCCAGUGUCCCCAGCUCUGCCAGUGCCCCCAUGGGAGACAUGGAGACACAGACACUACGGGACACUGGGUGACAUGGAGACAUGAGGGACACUAAGAGACAUGGGGCACUAAGAUACUGAUACAUAGGGGACACUGAGACCUGGGGACACUGGGUGACAGACACUGGGAGACAAGGAGACACUGGGAGCAAUCCAUCUAUAAGGCAGCAUCAAACUGUAAGUAGUUUUUGGGUGAUUUUUCUCUUUUGUCCCGCAUACAUAAUUAAUUAUGCAAAUUAGUAUGGUUGGUAUUUUUUUCCAAGAAAGGUUGCAACCCUAACUACUCUUCACAUACUCUUGCUUAAGUAUGGAAACUUAAGAAGGAUGUAUGGGACCAAAACUUGUGUGGACAGGCUGACAAUGAAAUUAGUUAAAGUAAUGCUGUCAUGUAUACUUCAACUCCAUGUGACAAACACGGACAGAAUUACCUUCCUAAGAUUAAGAGAAGUGCCGCUUGGCGGUCCUCUGCUAUGAAGCCUGGCUUUUGUGACAUGUCGGUGGAUGCCGUCUGCUGCGGAUCCACAUUAUUAUAUAGCCCCAUAUCUGUCCAUGGUAGAGAUGACGUUGAUGUGUGAGUGACAUCACGCAAAAGAUGCACACGCAUGUUUCGGGGUCAAAGGCAAGCUACGGCCAAUGCGAUCUGCUAGAGGGCUAUUUAAACUCUCUUAUUCCUUUAGCUCAUUGCCCUGUCAUGGUUUCCCUUGAUGGUUAUCCGAGAGUGUGUUCCUCAUCGUGUGUUUCUGGUUUUUGACUUUGGCUUCGUUUUGACAUCCCUGACUUCUGGUAUCCUUGACUAUUGGCUUUUCCUUAUUGCUGUGUCUCGUUCUGUGUCCCUGACCUCGGCUAGUAUAUUGACUAUUCUCUGGUAUGUUAAGUCCGGCCAUUCCAAGGUCCGGUUAAAAGUUAUCCUUAGUCCUAGGUGUGAUACUAUUCUGUGUGCUGGAUCAGCUGUAAUCCUGGCAAAUGCUAACUUUGGUCUCUCUAACACUGUGGCAUCCCCUUUCUUCUACACUCACUACAUACAACUUUUCUCUGUCCCAGACUAUAUACCAGGAGCUUCUGCCUGCUAGUAAGAAGAUAAGGAGACAAGUGGACAUGUGAGUGCUAGGGGACAGUCCUUAGAAAGCAUGGAGCGAGCAUUAAUGCCAAGCACAGGGGUCUGUCUGCAUAGUAUGCCCUUAGUUGGCCAGCCUGCAGGAUUGGCAGGCAGCCUGACAUGAAUUCAUGCCAGGCAGGCCUUCCAAUUCUUUCGGUAGACAUGCCCCCUUUUUGGGGAUCUGUUUGCUUAUAGUUGCAUCUUAUGAGUUUCCCUCCAGCAUCAUCUUCAUCAGAUACAUGAUGCUUGGGAGGUAUGACUGUUUGUGUUAUUGGUCGAUAAGAUUCUGUAAUUAGGCCUAUCAUAAUUGUCAGCUCCAGGCCCACUUGGCUCUUAAUCUGGCCUUGGAGACUGAAUGGGCAUGAUCCAUACAUCAAAUUGGCUUCAUUAAGCUAAAGGUGUUUUGGUGCUUAGAGUAUCCUUUUAACAAAGAUGGGACUCUAAAAUAAAAAUAGUGAGGGAAACAUCAAAAUUAUUAAUACACUUAUUUUCAUAUCAGUGUUCAUUUACUUUAGACUAGUGUUGAUUGCCAUAAUGUUAUUACAACUGACAUGAAGCUUUAAAGUAACUUUCUAAGCCCCCAAAUCACUACAGUGCAUUGUAGUGGCUAUGGUGCCUAGUGUGCCUGGAAUCCUCACACUAUUUGCAAGUGGUUUGACAACUUAUCUGAGGUCCACAGAAAGAAAGUUACCAUCUCUUGUGCACCCAUAAGCUCUCUGCACAGAUCCAGCUUCAAUGCAGGGCUUAGCUCACUAGCCUAGAGCACUCAACCAAUGAGCUUGCCUUGCAUGGCAGUGCUUAAAUCAGUGGAGAUAACAAAAGCUUGUAGAAGGAGCUUUCAGCUCAAAUGGCAGCUUGGACUAGCACCCGGAGGACCCCAGACAAGUUGUCAAACCGUUCAGGGUAUCCUUACACAGAUUACUAUGAUGUGGUGAAAUUCAGUACCUUAAGGGUAAUUCAAUAAUAUUUAUAAAUAACUUGUGGGAACUACUUGAACAAUACUAGACAUCCUCAUUUAUUAAGAGAGUAUUGAAAAAAAGUUUAGAUACUAAUUAUUUUAAGUUCUCUAAAUGUUGUUCCUUUUUAAAUUGUAUAACAUCAGAGCAAAUUUUAUAUUACAUGUAUGCAUUCAUGACUACUACAAUUAUCUGAAUUUUCAAACCUUCUAUUACAUUUCACAUUUUUAAAAAUAUUUAAUUGUCAGAAAUGAAAGAAAACCAUAAUUUCUCUUAGAAAUAAUCCUGUGAUUUUGCUUUACCUCAGUUGUCACUCAUACUUAUGCAAUGCAAUGGAAAAAGUCGAUGCUGUUGCCAUCUCUCUCAUUUAAUCUUAUUAAUGCAGUCUAAUAGACUCCUUGUGAAUGCAUGGAAGGCAGUAGAUUGAAUGGUUAAACAAAAACAGACUUUUUGCAAAUACUAUGUGUGAAAAUCAUCUGAGAAUGAAAUCGGAUAUAAUUGGUGAGUGACUUUUUAAUUUUUUUUUUAAUUCUAUAGUUUUUAUUUUGGCCUUUUAAUGCACGCUGUGCUCUGUGCAUAAUGUCAUUGCAUGGGAAUUAAGUGUGUAUUUUGAGUCAUUUAAGAUUGAGUAUUUGACUGGAACCUAAACAGAUAGGAAUUCUUGGAAUAAAAUAUUACAUUUAAGCAAGGGAGGUAUGCAAGAAAAAGGGAGAUACUGUUAAAAUAGUUUGAUGUAUUGUUUGCAAAAUAAGUUUGCAUCAGGGUUUUAAAGAAAUGCAAUAUGUGCAAAAAUGUAACAUAGAAAAUACAUACAUUUGUGGUUGCAAUACAAAUCUUGGAAACAUAAAUGUAUAUAUAAAAGAAAAAGUAAAACUGUAUUUAGCUUCCCCCACAACUGUUCUUUAUACAAUACUAUCAAUUACUGUAUUAUAUACCUAGUGCAAAUUAUUUUAAAUAUAUAGGUAAUAGUGGUCUGAUGUUUGAGCCUUUUUUUGGAUAUUUGUUACUUUUUUUCUCAAUUUCUACAUAUUUACUAAUGUCGGGAUUGCCCGAUGUCUAUUUUUUUAUCACAAUGUUUUUUUGUUGUGUUUGUGAAACCUUUCAUUGAUUUAAGUAUACAUUGUGCUAAAUGAAAUGCGAUCUUUGCAAUGUUAUGAUUUUCCUCUCCUGUAGUUCUGUUUUACAUGUCAUUGUCUCUUAACUGAAAAAAAAUCAUAUGAUACUCUAUAGAGCACUGAGAGGCCAAAUGGAUUCAAUUCACAAAGAAAACUAUUGUCACUUAUGAUAAAAAGAUAUUGAAAUAUAUUGGUGUAUACAUCAAGUCAUACAUGAAGUAGGUGGUAAAAGAAAAAAAAUACAAGCAAGGCUAUUCACUAAUCUGCGAAUUAAUAGAAAUCGGGGACUGCACAUUUGAAAUUAGUUGAAUUGGAAAUAUUCAAAGGUCAACAGUGUUUCUAGCGCAACUAUUUUGGACUUAAAGUCCAAAGGUUCUGUAAUGGAAAAAAUGACCUACCUUAAAUUGCUUAUGUUUACAUUUAUAUCAUAAAUUGCUUCUGUUUAAAUUUAUAUCAUAAAGAUCAUGAAGAUGUUUAAAUUUAUAUCAUAAAGAUACAUGUAUCUUUAUGAUAUAAAUGUAAAAAAGUACUCACUUUUCCUCUGUUCUAGCGCUGCUUCAUGGGUGUCACUCUUCAUGUAACACCCACCUCCUGGCCGUCCACCACUGCGCCUGUGCUCCGCCUCUACUCUUCUUUGAUUUGCCCUGCUUGGGAUGUAUCGCCAAGCAGGUCAAAUCCUGUCAGUGAUGACGGCAUACUGUCUUUGUUGCCAGUGUGCCUCCACCGGAAAGAAGUGAUGUUACGUCACUCCCUUCUAUACGCCCUAGCUAGCGCUAGACCAGGGAUAGGCAACCUUUGGCACUCCAGAUGUUGCUGACUACAUCCCCCAUAAUGCUCUUACACCCAUAAUGCUGAGAAGGCAUCAUAGGAGGUGUAGUCCAAAACAUCUGGAGUGCCGAAGAUUGCCUAUGCCUGCGCUAGAAGCAUGUGCUGCAUUCAUACAUAUGUUCGCCAAAUUGCUAGCACAAUGUAUAGAUAAAAUCUUAUGCACAAUCUAAAGAGCAGAAGUUGCUUGGGCAUGACAGGGGCCCUUUAAAGUUUAUGUACCCUGGAAAUUCCUGGAACUUAAAUGUUUAGCAAAUCUGUAUAUAUAUGUAUAUAUCACUUGUAUGCUGAAGUAAAUACACACACAUUUUAUGUAAUAAUGUUAUGAGAGGUCAUUUAUAUAAUAUAAUUUAUUUACUGACGCAGGUGAAUACAGACUGAUGUAAUAAGACACAGACACACCAUUAGGUUUCCAAAUUCCUUAAUACAAAAAUAUUUUAUAUGAAAUUGCAUAUCAAAAAUAAAUCAGAUAUGUAUGUAUGAGAUAUGAGACUUCUUGUUAAAUGUUUUACUGCAGCAAGAAAUCGUACACUUUACAGAAAGCUAUAGGAAAAGACAAAAAUAGCUCAAAUGGUCAAACUGAUUUCAAAUGCUUUCUUGAUGUUUAAACCAAGUAAAAAGACAUUGGUUUUAUUCACUGCAUAAUGGAUUGUAGUGAAUUGUAAUCAAACUGCAGAACUAAGGCCAGAAUAGCUGAUUUAGAAUCAAAGAUUAUGCUAGCUUUAUUGUACUUCUAAUUUUUAAUUUUAAUUACGACAGGAGGCAAAUAUUUUACAUAUCUUUCUUUACUAAACUCCAUAGCAGCAAAAAAAAAACUACAUAGAAACAAAGAACAAAAUCACAAACUAGCAAAGUAUAUAUGAUGUGAGGCAGUCUUCAGCACCUCCUUUUUGACUAAGAAGAGGUUGCUGAAGACCCUCUGCAGUCCGUGAAGGGUGUCUUUCAGGUGUAGAUUUCCAGCACCCGCCUUGACUAGAUAUAUGUCAUCUAUUGAGAAAUAGAUGGCAUGUAGGGAAAACUACUGGAGGGAUUCAGAAGUGAACUCUAUUGUGUACCACUGCAUGGUGUACCUCUUCUGGAAUGGUAAAGGGAAAGAAGGCCUGCAGUUUUGGGACAAUAGGGAGGUGAUACACAAGGAGGAGUUACUAGAGGAGAACUGUGCACAUCCACAUCUGUCACCCUCGGGAGAGAAGCCCCAUAGUAUCUAAGAGCUUGUCUUGUGCUCCCUUAAAACUCUCUAUAUCUUUGCACAGGUCACACCCAUUGCGUACCAUGAAGGUCAUCACGAGCAGAUAAAAUUCAGGUGUCUGGACAAUUUUAUAUGGCAAAGUUGGAUGUGGACAUUCUAACCACAAAUGUUUCCUGACGUCCCUUUCUAAUGGCUUUCUAAGCCACUGGAACAUGAUUUGGCGGCGUCCAAUCUUCAGAGCGAAGGUACCUGAUGUUGUGUCAGUCAAACAUCGGCUGACCCUAGGUGUCCAAGGGGACCUUGGAAUCCUCCUUCUGAGUUAUUUCAUGCUCUCUGGAUUCCACCUUGUACUGGGGCUCACACUGAAGUCUUUCAAAGCCAAGUCUGACCAUUCUUGCCUACCAUGCUUUGUCAUCUGAAACUGAAUGCCUAGCCUGCCAUUCAUUCAUGACGGAGAGUGACUGGGAUAGAUCCUGGUCCUCGUCCUCAGAGGAAAGCAGGGGAGACGCUAUGGAGCCAGCAUAAGAACCUGCCCAGUGUGUGGUUGUUCUGGAGUUAACUCCAUUACCAACUGGAAAUGCUAUGAAUAAACAUCCCUGACACAGAAAAAAAAAAAUCUUUAAUGAGGAUUGUCAUAGUCAUAAACCGUCACUAAAUGUGUUCAGUACCUCUACUGCAUCUGGCCAAAAUUCGGGUGUUUUCUUAAAAUGAUUCAAACCAUAUUUUAUGCCAUGCACAAGUUUAGAACGAAUAAUAGCUCUCUCAAUUCCUUGCAACGUGAAAAAAGGGAAUAUACACUAAAAAGGCACUUGAAGUUGGAAGGUGGAGAGUUGAAGUUACCAAAUUUUUCAAACACUUCUUUUUUGCCCUAGAUUUUGGAUAGUUGGCUGUCAACUAGCUGCAAAUUGUUGGUUAUGACAAUUAGCAAACAUUAUGACAACACAGCAGCAAAAAGAAAGCAUGACUAACUUUUAUGCACUUUUUCUGAAACUGGAACGUUUUGGUGGUUGCAAAUAUUAUUUACAAAACUAUUCACUCUCGGCUAAAAGUAUUAUUAAUUAAAAAAUAUGGCACAAUAUUUCAUAUUGGAUGAACGAAAGCAAUAAACCACGUUAAAAAAUUCCUAUAUGAAUAUAAACAGAUUAUUUAAUUCACACCAUAUUAAGCAUAAAAUGCAUCCUAAAAACUCUCCAUCUAGUAUCUUUGUUCACACAUAUGUCUUUGGCCAGAAUUUAUUACCAUAUUCAACAAGCACACAUUGCAAUUAAUUUAUUUAUUUACUGACAUUUUCUAUGUUUUUUUUAAUAAUACAAUUGCUUGCAGAGUGCCAACAUCUCUUGGGUAUAUGUCGAUGCAUGUACUUCAUAUAAAUAAUAUGUGUGCAUGUGCAGUUUCCUUGUUGUCCAGGUGUAUAGAAAAAGCUCCAUCAUCAUUGCUCAUACAGCAGCUUAUAUAAACACUAGGUAAUGCUGCUAGAGAUUACAUGCAGAAUGCUGGAUCUGAUGAGCUCAAAUAUAAGAUAGCCUGUGCAGUAUAAUAUUUGGGAUUAGACUCGUAAUCUCUUUAGGGAAAGUGUGCAGUAUCAGCAGAACAGCCUUCCAGCUCCAUACAGAAAUUCUGACUCACUCAUUUUCUUCUUAAUCUACAUUUUAAAAGUGCCCUGUGUUAUCAUUUUCACUAUAAACUAAGAUUUUGAGUUAAUACCCAAAAAUGCAAACUGUUAAUUUAUGAUUAAAGUUGUAAGAAAAAAAUAAUUAGUAAUUAAAACACUUCCUAAUUUAUAGCUCAUCAAUUUUGCAUUUUCUUAGAAUAUUCUGCAGAUGCCCCAUUGGUGAUAGGUUUGCUGCUGUUCUGGAGCUGGUGGUAGAAAGGAAAGGGUGAGAGGGGAAGGGAUAUAUUUCCAAAAUAUUUUCACCUCUUCUGGAUCUCUUGGAAGCCGUAAAUGGAAAUUUGUCACAGCCGCUACGCUCAUUGAUAUUCUCUAGACAGCAGGAUGUUCUGUAGAGGUUAUUGAGAAUGCACAUAUAGACAUCAUCACAUGUCACAUGUGACGAUAACAGUAAAGUCACCGGUCACUUAGUGAUGGUAUAUGUCAAUGGAAAACCUCAGCAAAACUUCCUCACUGACAAUCAGCAUGCUGUACAGGUAAUACCUAUUUUGUUUUCAGUCAACUUUUAAUUGUGUUUAAAAAAGUAGGAAACUCAUCUAAUUAAAGUAAGAUCCAGUUUUAACUACUUACCUUUUAAUUCAUAGGUUACAUUUUUCCAUUUCAUAUAGACAUGACCUGCCUGACUGAUCUAUUUUAUAAUGCAGUGGUAUUGAUAAUAUUUGAUGUGUCAAUAUUAUCAUGUUGUGUUCCAAAUUAAUAUUGAUAUGCAUGUUUAGUAGUUCCAAUUCUAAAGAGUAUUGGUUAAUUGUUAGAAAAGCAUUCAUGUGGUUUAUUACAUCCUUUUUUGGUGUUGAAUUGGCUUAGGGUCUUUUAUUGUGUGAAUACUUCUUCUUGGUUUGUCUGUGAUCUCUAAAGCUUGGCUUUUAACAUAAGGUAUAGGCCCUAUUUCAGUGAGUAAUUAAGAAAGUUGUGUUUGUGAUCUAUUCUGAUCAGAUUGACAUUGUUAACGACUCAUUUGUUAUUAACUAAUUUACUCCUAAAAUAUCAAUAAUCCUGCUAGGGACUGCUGUUUUUCACUUUUAUAGCUUCUCGGGAUAGCUCUUAAUAGACUCAGAUGGAAAUCUUUAUGACAGCAUCAAGUUCAAGAAGUACCACAAUGAAGAGCUCAUCAUGUAAAUGCAAUUGGGAAAUCAAGAAGAGCGCUGCUAUUCAAAUAAUAGCCUUUAUUGUUACAUGUGGCGCAAGUCAGCCAUAAUCAUAAACAUGUUCAACUGACUGUGGCAAUGUGAGUCUUUGCAUUCAACUAAAAUUUAAUAAAUAUCCAAACUGAAGAACUUCUAUUCUUAGUGUAUAUGCCCUUGAUGUUAAAUGAGUACUCCAAUCAUCUUAACCACUAUAGUACACUGUAGCAUGAUGUAGUGGUUAUGGUGCCAGGAGUGCUCUUUCCCCUCGUAAGAAGUCAAACCAUUGGCUAUUGGCAAACCUAAUGGAAUGAUUUCUGAUUCAAAUUAAUUAAAUUGAGACCUGUGUGAGCUAGAUAGCAACUAUCCCCAGUAUCUAUAUUUUCAGAGCUUGUCUAUGCUUGGUACAUCAUUAAAUGGGGCUUAGUUAAAUAGUUAAAUAGUCAUAACUCUUGCACUUUUAGUGACAAUGGUAAACUAGUCUCUCUGGCACCCAGUGGAUACAAGAUAAGUUGUGAAAUUACUUUACUACUCUCACUGUGGAGGGGGAAAGGCACUCCUGGUUCCAUAACCAAUAUAGGACACUAAGGACAUAGAUAUAGGUCAGGGGAUUGGUGAAUUGUUGCUUAUUCUUUAACUGCAAUGGGAAAACAAUUGCAUGCUUGUUUCUUCUAUUAUAUUAACAUAGCAUCUGCUUCACCAACAGAUUCCAAGAAACAACUGUUAACCAUAACAUGAAAAACAGGAGAUUAUUAGGGAUAUUUCUCUGUUUAUUAUUAAACCAUUUGCAUCUGUACUUUUUUUGUGAGAAGAGCAGAAUCUAGAUUUCGUUCUGGUUAUUACAUGUCCCAUAAAUGUUAACUCUUCUCUUCAGUCCCAUUAUACAUUGGGUGAAGCAACAGGAUGGAGCUCCUGGUUCCAUUUUAGUAUUUAUGAAGUCUAUGGAACCUCUGUUAUUUAUUGUUAACCAUCAUACUGCUCAUCAAAUUGCUAUGGAAAUGGGAGUGCCUUUCCAUUGGGCCCACUGAAGGGCUUGAUUUUAUUUUUGUAGUCCUUUAUAUGAAAAAAAUAUUUUUACUUUAACAAUUUUUUGAAGCUCUGGAACAUGCAGUGUUAUGCUAUUGUGAGGUCUUGGAGCCUUAGAUAGGUUGUUACCUUACCAACUUAUUUAUUUAAACUCUACAACACUAGUCAGCUUUUGCAGACAGCAUGCCAACAACUUGCAUACUUCAGUUUAUUGUUUUGAUCUGCUUGGUUCAGAUGUAGUUAGUUGCUUGAUAUAUGCCUUUUACUUGGUGCUUAAUUAAGUUUAUUCAUUUUUAUCAGACACUGAAGUGUCCCAAUAUUGAUUAUUCAAACUAUUGAGUUAUUCUUUAAAGCUGUGCCAGAUUUUCACCAAUAUAUACCAGAAGUGGAAUUUUUUAUUUAGUGACUAUUGCAUUCAGAUUUUGCAAAGGGAUGCAAGUUCAGACUUGCUAACCCAUUCUGUAAUAUAAUGAAAAUUAUUUUGCUCAUAUAUUUAUCAGAGAUCGGUAGCAUGUAGUGGCUUUACAUGGAUGUAAACAUACUGAUCUAAUAUGUAGUAUCCAUUAAAUUGCACAGAGAUUUUUUGUUUAACUCAGACAGUUGUACAGAUAGUCUGGACAUAUCACAUAGCACGUUUGCAUUUUAGAAAGAUAUGUUAAUGAGAUGAGAAAUUCUACUACACCCUAUAUUGAUGAGCCAAAAUGUGUUAAAUGUGAGGCUAUUUAAACUUUGAACAAAUGCAAGAUACCUAAGAGGGAAGAGCAAAUAGAGCUACCUUUGGACAUCUGGGUCAUUUUGCAGAUAUAAGGGGAAACCCAUUGGGACCAUUUUUAUCCAGUUUACUCUUUUGGCUCUUGAAGAACAGCUGUGUAUUUUGUAUGUUUCAGUGAAAAAAGACUCAAAAGUCUCUUAAAUUGUCAACAGUGGAAUUUCCAAAACAAAAAGAAAGGGAAUGAAAACCAUGCAACCUUACACGAUUAAACAAACAUUGUGAAGGAAAUGUAAGAGACUGUGACACUCAUUAACACUGCAAAGGAAACUUGGUACCUAGUUUUAGUUACUGAAACUCAAUAUGUUUCUAGGAAAGCAAUAGCUAUGUUUCACCUUGUGUGUACAAUCAAUAACCAAACGGUUUAGUUACACAUUCUCCAAUUGUCCUUCUUUCACACAAAGGAUAAAUGCCUUUUAUGAACACUGUACAAGUAUCUUUAUAGAGUUACAAAUUAGCAGCCAAACCUAGGAUGUUUGAAGCAAUAUACAUCUCUGGUAAUCCUUUUAAACUGAAGUCAAAAUUUGUUACAGCAGAACUGCCAUAUUUCUAUUUUUAAUGGCUUACAGUGUAUUCAUCCAAAUGAUUCUAAUCAAAAAUUAUGAUCCAUUAGGAAUCAGAAAUGUAUGUUAAAAAAAGCAAAAAAAAUAGUUUUUUAAAUUUCAUUUUUAACCCCUUCAGGACCGCUAACGGUUCAGGACCGUCAGUGGUAAAACGCGCGUUUGGACCGCUGACGGUCCUGAACUGUCAUAGCGAAAAACGGGCUGCGGGAAGCGAUCAAAGAUUGCUCCCGCCGGUAUAACACUGUAACUAUCUGCCAGACAUCCCAGGCAGAUAGUAACAGCCAACUGCGGCGUGUGACAGGAGUUAGCUGAGGGAUUGCUGUUUAGUCUGUUUUAGUAAAAAAAAAAUAGAAAAAAAAGUAUAAAUUUUUUUUUGUGUGUUUGUAAUUUGUUUUAGUCGUGUGUAAAACAUGCAGCGUAUGUAUACCUUGGAGGAGGCAUAUGCCUUCUUGGCGUCAGACUCUUACAAUGCUCAUGGGGAUUAUAAAGAAGCCAUUGAUUCGCUCAUACUGGAGCACCAACCCAAUAAUGUCUAGUCCAGUAUUCUCCCCAACCAUGCCUAGAGCCAGAUACGAGUUACUGCUGAGAUUUUUACAUUUCAGUGACAAUACCCUCUGUCACCCUAGAGAUCACCCCCAAUACGAUAGGCUUCAUAAAAUACGCCCACUGCUAGACCAUUUUCAGGACAAAUUUUCAGAUGUUUAUACCCCCCAACAAAAUGUAUCCAUAGAUGAAUCGCUAAUGAAAAACAAAGGGAGAUUAGGGUUCAGACAAUACAUCCCCUCAAAGCACUCUAGGUAUGGCAUAAAACUGUACAAACUGUGCGAGAGCGAAAGUGGAUACACGUUUGCCUUUCGUGUAUAUGAGGGGAAAGAUGGUCCCUCCUUGCUGUCCUGACUCCCUGGGGACAAGUGGGAAACUUGAAUGGGACCUACUAAACCCCUUGUUUUAUAAAGGUUACCACCUUUAUGUGGAUAUUUUUUAUAGUAGUGUCCAUCUGUUUAAAACACUUUAUGGUUUACAGACACUGGCCUGCGGAACUGCCAGAAAAAAUUCCAAAGACUUUCCACGAUCUCUCAUAGAGGCAAAAUUUUAAAAAGGUGAAUGUAAAGCACUUCGCAAAGCUGAAGUGCUUGCACUAAAAUUUAGGGACAGGAAGGAUGUCAUCAGGGAGCAUAAUAAGUACAUGGGGGGUGUUGAUUUGGCUGAUCAGCUGAUGCAGCCAUAUCUUAUUUUACGAAAAACCAAAGCAUGGUAUAAAAAGGUGGCUAUCUAUCUGAUGCAAAUAGUAAUCCACGACUCAUUUUUGCUUUUUUUUAAAAAUAUUCCAGGGAAAACCACCUUUCUCCAAUUUCAGUUGAAAAUUAUUUCUUUAACAAUUUAUGGAGAUGAACAAGUUCCAACAACGGUGCAAGCUGAGUCCAGGCAUUUUAUUUUUAAGUUACUGCCAACGGCUGGAAACCCCCCACUCCCUCCAGAAACGUUGCUGGGUCUGUUUUAAAAACGGGAAAAGGACAGACACCCCUUUUCACAAGUACAAUGUGUGUGAAAAAGCAGAAAAAAAAUUACUACCUCAAUGUUUGACAAAGCCUGGUGGUAGAAUUAGUGCAUGGAAAGUGUUAAAAUACCACCAUGUGAAAUACCCUAGGGUGUCUACUUUUCAAAAAUAUAUGGUUUGCUGGGGUAAAAUACAUUGUCCGGCUUCAAAAAUGUCCCAAAUAGGACAUGCAUGCAGGUUGACUACAUGUCAAAAUUCCAAGCUUGGAAACUGAUAUGAGCACCUGCCAAAUGUGGCCUUUUAGCCCCCCAACAACCCGACACACCUAUACAUGGGUGGUAUCACUGUACUCGGGAGAUGUUGCUGAACACAUAUUAGGGUGUUGUUUGGAGUGACACCUAACAGAAUCUGUGAAUUUAUACCUGAAUUGCAAUGUAUGUGAAAAAAAUAAAAAAAAUAAACUACCAAUGCAAAGUUUGGCAAAGGUUUGUGAUAAAAUGGCUGCAUAGAAAGUAUCAAAAUAUUCUUAGAUGAAUACCCUGGGUUAUCUAGUUUAAGAAAGAUAUAUACAUGUGGACUUUAUUUUUGGAGAUUUAUGACAUAACAGUGUUACAAUGUCACUAUUGACACAUUUGAAAAAUGUACAUUUUGAAACAGCAAUUUCCUACUUGUACUUAUAGCCCUAUAACUUGCAAAUAAAAGCAAAAAAAACACAUAAACAUUGGGUGUUUUUAAACUCAGGACAAAAUGUUGAAUCUAUUUAGCAGUUUGUUUCAUUUGAUUUUGUAGAUCAGUAAAAGAUUUUUUAAGUAGAAGUCAAAAAACGUGUUUUUUUUAUUUUUCACCAUAUUUAUUUUUUUUUUAAAUUAAAUUAUAUGACAUGAUACAAAUAAUAGAAUGUAAAGAAAGCCCCUUUUGUCCUGAAAAAAACAAUAUAUAAUUUGUAUCGGAACAGUAAAUGAGAGAGCGGAAAAUUACAGCUAAACACAAGCACCACAAAAGUGUUAAAAUAGCUCUGGUCCUUAACGUACAAACAUCGCAAAAACAGUCCGGUCCUGAAGGGUUUAAGUUUUCAUUUGUUGUUGAUUUGCUGGCACAACAUAUAGAUGAAAUAUAUGGAUAUGUGAUCCAAGGGUGUUCACUGACCUUUACAAUUUACACAUUAAGACACCACUAAAAAAAGAACAGUGUUUUAUUUAGCUAUAUAGACAUUACACAGUUGUUUUUUUUUAUUUUUAUAAAACUAUAUAUAGAACUUGUUAUACACUAUGGCCUGGAGGAUAGCUCUUAGCAAAGCAUGUAAAGAAUUUAGUAGUAACUCUUACUAAAUGAUUAAUAUCUAUACCAUAAAUUGGUACUUUCUUUGGUAACUUUGUGACUUUGUGGGCUUCCAAAAUUGAAAAUUAACAAAAUUCUAAAUCAAAAUGUGAAAAUUAACAUAUUUCCAGACCGAAAUCUGAAAAUAAACAAAUUUCCAAACCAGAUCGGUUCACCUGAAUUGAUAUUUUUCUAAUUUGAGACAAAGUUAAAUUUAAAAAAUAAUGAAUCGAUCCAAAAUGAACCAAAACAAACCCAAUGCACAUCUCCAAUUAAAACUGUUAAUACUUCCACUAUUUUGGUGUUAAACUCCAGUAGUUUCAUCAUGUAAUGAGCUAGCUAUAACACGAAUUGCAAAAAGACAAUAUAUGUCAAUAAAUUUUAUUUUGUGAACUUAAAUAUGCUAAUACUGGCAGUCCAGUAUGAAAUACUGUAUAUACUCGAGUAUAAGUCGAGUUUUUCAGCACAUUAUUUGUGCUGAAAAACCCCCACUCGACUUAUACUCGAGUCAAGGUCUGUAUUAUGGCAACUUACAUUGCCAUAAUACAGACCAGGACCGCCGGGCUCCUUACAAGCCGGCGGUCCUGUUGGGGGCUGGCAGAGAGCUGUUACUUACCUUUCCCUCAGCUCCUGUCAGACGCUCCCUUCUCCUCCGGUCCGGUCAGCUCCACUGUAAGUCUCGCGAGAGCAGCGAGGUCAGAGCGUUGCCGUGACAAUGCUCCACGCGGCAGUCACACCGCGAGACUUACAGUGGAGCUGACAGGGGAGCUGACCGGACCGGAGGAGAAGGGAGCUGACAGGAGCUGCAGGAAAGGUAAGUAACAGCUCGCUGCCAGCCCCCCUCCUACACAGCCCAUCCACUGGACCACCAGGGAAUGAGAGCACCCCUCCCUGGCCAUGUAUCAAGCAUGGAGGGGGAUGAAAAUAAAUAAAUAAAAAUUUAAAUAAUAAAAUAAAAUUAUUAAUAAUAUUAAAAAAAUUAAUAAUAAUAAUAAUUUAAAAAAAUAAUAAAAAUGCCCACCCCCCACCAAGGCUCUGCAUCACAUACACACACUGCAUUCAUACACACACACACAGCAUUCAUACACACACUGCAUUCAUACACACACACUGCAUUCACACACACACACACGCACACUGCAUUCACACACACACUGCAUUCAUUAUAUACACACACUGUAAAUAAAUAUUCAAUUAAUAUCAUUUUUUUGGGAUCUAAUUUUAUUUAGAAAUUUACCAGUAGCUGCUGCAUUUUCCAUCCUAGUAUUAUACACGAGUCAUAGUUUUCCCAGUUUUGGGGGGUAAAAUUAGAGUCUCGACUUAUAUUCGGGUCGACUUAUACUCGAGUAUAUACGGUAGGUACUGUGGCCUUAAUUUAAUUGGUUUGAAUCAGAAUUAUGAUUUCAAUCUGUUGGAAAAAAAACUAAACUUUUUCAAUGUUUAAUCUACAAAAAAUCCCAUAGACUUCUGCAGACAAAUAAUUAGAAAUAUUUUUUUUUCAAACAUAAUGGAAUGAUUUCUGAUUCAAACUAAUUAAAUUGAUGCCUGUGUGAGCUAGAUGGCAAUUAUGCCCAGUAUCUAUAUUUUCAGAGCUUGUCUAUGCUUGGUACAUCACUAGAUGGGGCUUAGUUAAAUAGUUAAAUAGUCAUAAUUCUUGUACUUUUAGUUGCUCUCUGUAGGAUCUGCUUAUUCAGAUGGAUAUAUCUACUAUUAAACCCUAUUCAUUUUUAGUAAUACAGAGAAUUAUAUGUCAGUGAUCACUGAAGCAUUUACUGUUACAAUAUACACUUUAUCUUUUUGUUUGUCUUUUUGGUUAAAAUAAUUAUGCAAAUUAUAAGUUAAAGUGUGUAUCAUGAUACAAAUUAAAAAUGUUUAACAUAUCUAGCUUGGUUUAAAGAGAAUUAGCAAACUAUUAAUGCAGAAUCUUACACGUGAUAAAUAUUCGCCAUUGUUUAUUCUGCUUAUGUCACUGUUAUUAAAAGAAACAUGUACGUUUCAAAUUAUCACCUACUUUAAAAUAGUAAAAUAAAUGAUUGCAUCUUUAAAUUCACCUGUAUCUAAAUCAGCUGCUUUAAUCUGUAACAGGAUGAAUGUAAAAUAUAAAUUGCACUGUCAGCUGAACUGUCUCCUGUCCAUUUUUUUCAGCACAAAUUGAAGUGAUACCAUGCAAAAUAUGUGGAGACAAAUCUUCAGGAAUCCACUAUGGUGUUAUCACGUGUGAAGGCUGUAAGGUAAGGAGCGAACUGUGAGAAGUGCAUUUGCAUUGUAUUUAAAAUAUAUAAAUUAAUAUGUGCUAAAAGUGUGUGCUAAAUGUGACACGUCUUUUUAUUAUGCAAAUAACUGAGCAGAUAUAGCUCUACAAAUUACAUUAAUGCUCAUCUGUAUGGUACAUUUCAUACAGUAGAUGUUUUUGAUGUGAGACUCGCUCUGAUGACCAUUUAAUCUGAUCUCUUCUACACAAUAGAUGCAUUAACUGUCUGAAGGAUAGUGCAUUGGAUUGAGCUUCCUAGCAUCUGUGAGUAGUUAUGUUUAUGCAGUACAUGUAAGAUGAUAUGAAUCAUGGAGUGAAAAUAAUUCUGGGCAGAUAUGUGAUGUGGUUUAAUGCUCUACAAUUUGAUAAUAGAAUGGAUGUAUGCCUGAGGUCCCAUCACAUACAGUAUGUAGGUUUUUGUGGACAGAGUCAAAAAAAUAUAUAUACUAAUAUUAUAUACCAAUAGUGGCUUUUAUAAGCAUUUCCUGUUAUAUCUACAAAAUAUGGAACAGUUGUUUUUUUUGAGAGGAUUUCAUCCUUCUGAUGAUUACUGAAAGUCCCAUGAAUUUGGAGGAGUGUUUUGAAAGAGGAAAGACUGGUAAAACGAUAAUACUAGUGUUGCCAUGUUUAUGAACGCACGUAGAUUGUACAUAUGGAUGGACUGGUCAAGAAAAGUGCUAUCUUGAAGUAGCCUGUAUGUAGAAUUCAAAUACAGCAAUAUAAGAUGAUUUAUCAACCUGGAAUCCUGUAGUAUAAGAAUUAUACAUACUGCAAGGCAGUGAUAUCAAGUGAAAAUAAGGUGGAUGUAACAACCCUGGGCACAGUUUGUGAGAGUAUCUGUCUAGUGACGGUAUCUGUCUAGACUAUUUGAAAUGAUGACAAACCUGGUGAAAAAAUGGUUUGAUUUUGAUAAAGGACCAAUAUAGGAUGAAUUGUUCUAAUAGUCUACAGAUUCUGCAAUGCUAAGAACAGUUUUUAGGCAAGAAGCACGUUUUUUGCAUUUAUAUUUGCAAGUGACAAAGAUAUUUUACAAAAGACACCCUCUAUAAUAUAAUAAUUAAACUCUUCACCAGAGUAAACACUAAAAGGAUAAACAACAUUUAUAUGAUAAAUGCACAGUCCCAAUUGUCCUAAUUUUCAUAGGACUGUCCCUAUGAAAGGGUCCUGCAGCACCACCCCAAUUUUGUUCUUUGUUGUCCCACAUUCGGGAAUGCCAGGGAAAUGCCCUCCUAACCUGCACAGUGCAAGCGCAGAAGUAGAGUUGUUUGUACUGUGCGGUGGACACUAGCACAUGAAUGCUCUCUGCAUGGUCUUCUGUGUUGGAAGUUGGCCAGUGAGGCUGUCAGUCAGUUUAGCAUGCUUGCCACCAGUAUGACAUCCUGAUUCAGUGGAUGAAUCUGUCCCCUUUCCAGAACUGUCCAGUUUCCAGGUAUACCGGCUGUUAUGUGCAUUGCCAAUAACACAAUAUGUAUCCGUGGCUCCGCCACCCAGUGCUUAACCCCACCCUGAUCCAAUGUUGAAAGGUAUGAAAAUAGUUGUUAAUUUUAUGUUUUCCAUAUACAUAAUGAAAAAGAAAACUUAUUAUUAUUUAAUACAGAAUAUGCUUCUUAAGUAAAAAAUAUACCAGUAAUGUCAAACAAAAAACAGAUGUAAUAAGAAGAUUAUAAUUUCUUUGUUACAGCAUGUUGCAAAUUAAAACUGAUCUAAAUACAGUGCCUAUAUGUGGUUAAUAAACUAUGAAUCACUAUAUUAUACUUUACUCAUGCAAUACAUUUUUCAUACCUUGGUUUAUAUCUCUCUGAUUUAAAGUAGGCGGCUACAGACCAUCAUUCACUUAUUUGCAAGUAACCUGUCCGAGAGCUUUAGUUUAAUCAUAAAUGAUUUAGAGGCCCAUCACACCAUUAAAAAUAGCGUGCAGAGUCUUGCUGAUAGCAUAUCAACCCUACUAACAGUCGAUUAAGGGUUUGCUGGGACUCCUUUUGAUCUUAGUUUAUUGUGUUUGCGAGAUUUAACCCCUUAAGGAGCAAACUUCUGGAAUAAAAGGGAAUCAUGACAUGUCACACACGUCAUGUGUCCUUAAGGGGUUAAAGAAUUCUGCAGCUUUUUAAUGUGCCAUAUAGAGAAACUUUUCAUCAUCUUGGUGAGGAAAUGCGAACAUUCAGCAUUGUCAGCUUUUUCUCCAGAAAAUAGGGUGCCAAUAGAUUGUGAUCUGUCAAACUUUCCAAUAUAUGAUAAACUGCAUGGAAGUUUCAAUGUGUGCUACAUUCCUCUCAUAACAAAACCAAUGUUUACAUAAAUUAUGUGUUUUUUCCUCAUUGUGUGAGAUUUUUUUUCAUAAUAUAUAUGUUAUUUUUAAUAAAAUUAAUCCCUGUCCCAGGCUUUAUGAGAUUAAUAAGAGUUCAUGAAUCUGACUGUAGCCAGAAUCUACUGCUGCCAUCCUUAAGUCUAUAUUAUUAGUAAUAGGUCAAGUAAAGUGCUGGGAAAAGGGAGACCUGCAACUCCAAUCACCCAGCAUAUCACUAAUAGGAGAUGGGCAUCAUCAAUAAUGUCAGCCCUGCAACUGAAGGUGUCCCUCUGUGCUAGUUUUAUCCAAAUCGAAGAUCUUUGGAGUAGAAGAGCACACAAGGUCUGUGAAAUUCAUCAUUACAUGUGUAUGAGAAAAAAUAUAUACAUUUUACUGCAAAAUGGGCCAGCAAUUGGUGAUGAAACAACCAAGAAAAAAGACACAAAAUGCCACACAUUAAAUAGCUCGAAAUAUGUUCGUUUGCAAAUGGUUUACGACUACUAUUUUGUUCUAAACGUGAUGUAAAUUAGUAAUUGGGAAUUUUUAAAUUGGAAACUGAAAUUGGAAUAUCUGUAAACUGAGGCUGUAACUUUAAAAAAAAAAAACUGGCCUGUUUUUAAAACGCUCAAUACUGGAGAUAUUGCUAGGGAGCACAAGCAGAAUACGAAUACAAUAUUUUAACAGUAGAGGGACACACACAGUCUGCGAAAUUCCCAAUGAAAAUGAGACCUGUGGGAAAAACUUGAUUAACUAUAACCAGAUCAGAUUUAAAAAGUAUUAAAUACUCUUAGUUAAAUACAGUUGGGGGGUAGGGGAGAUUGGAUGGAGUCUUCAACUGCAUAAGUUUGUUUAAGAAUUUUUGGAUUCUGUAAAACUGCAAUUCCCUUCACCUUUUAAACAUAUAUGACCCUAAUAAGGUAGAAAACAUUUUUGGGAGGAGUUGGCUGUAAUGCAACUGAUUAUACAUUUUAUUCUGCUUCUUAUGAAACCUGUUCUCACAUUGAUUUAUUUUUUUUAUCAUAAGACAAGUUUUGACUUUAUUUACUGUGUUGGAAAUCAAUUAUAUAUCCUGGUCAGAUGAUGUUGUUUAUAUUAAAGACUCUUUGACCCUGCCCAUUGGUCCUGGUACUGCAUCAUUGAAGGUCCUUAAUAGUAAAGUGAUCCAAAAUAUUUUUACUUAUAAUAUCUCUUCUGAGGUAUCUGGUUCCACCAUUUGGUCUGUCUAUAAGGCGGUGUUUCAGGGACAUUUGAUCAAAUUGGCUACCUGUAAAAAGAAAGCUAAAUCACAAGCUAUAUUCGAAUUUCCAAGAGGCUCUCCAUGAGAUGGACACCAAGCAUAAAACUGACUCUACCUCAAGGUCCUUGGAGGAGCUGAGGGCUAUUAGGUAACAACUCAAAUGUUUUCUUCCAGAUUGUGUGGUCUCGUUGUCUUUUCUUUAAAAAAGCAAAUAAGAUAGAUGUAUUUUUAGCUAGAAUAUCAUACUCACAGGUUAAUCAUAAAACAAUCACUGCUGUGUGGGCUGUUCAUGGGCAAUUGGUGUCUUUACUGGAAGCCCCCUGUUGUGUUUUUGAGACUUUUAUUAAUCCAUUCAUAGUCAUACCCCGGGAUGUCCUUGAGAUGUUUUUUUUCUUUUAAAUCCCUGACUCUUUCAUCUAUAUUUAUUGUGGAUGUGUGGAUGGGUAGACAUUUUUUCACCUGAGAUAACGCAGCCAUUUCUGUUUUGAAAGUGAAUAAAGUUUAUGGAGACACUUUAGCUCCCUAUUUGGCCAUGAAAGGUGACUCCCUUUCUCCAGAGAUGACAUUAGCAAACACUAUCUUACUACAAGGGAGGGACGAGAUUCUACUUUAGUGGGUAAUUACAGACCAAUACCCCUAAUAAACGCAGACACUAAAAUCUUAGUGAAGGUACUGGCGGCCAGAUUAAACACCUUAUUGAUGAGGUUGUUCAACUGUGACCAGGUCAGAUUUAUCCCCCAAAGACAAUUUAAUCAGCAUACUAGGAGUGUUGUGUAUUUGGCUUGGCAGGUGGGUGCUAUGUGGACACCUUCUAUGCUCCUUUCUUUGUAUGCAGAGAAGUUGCUUGACAGGGUGGAUGGGCCAUAUCUGUUUUAAUGAUUGGAUUUUUUGGGUUUCUCUAACCAAUUUUUGAGUGCCAUUAAAACUUUGUAUGUUGGCCCAAAGGCAUUGUUUACACUUUUGCUGUGUCUUCUUUCUAUAUUAUUGACCAUUACUGAACCCAUGUAUUCCCUGACUCCAUUAUUUCAGCUAAUUAUUAUUAUUUUAGGUCUUUAUUGGGCUAUAAAGUUAAUGUUGACAAAUUCAGAACCAUACCCAUGAAUUUGUCAAUCGCUCACACAGGACUAGUUUGGUCAGUCUUUAAGAUGCAGAUUAAAUUAUCUAUUAAGUGUUUAGGAAAACUGGCUACCGACGGUCCCCAAGGCCAGUUUUGUGGACAACUAAUCACCGAUGUUGCAUACCAUAAAAGAGAUGUGCAGCUGUCAGAGGAGAGACCUAUCUCCUAGAUAGGAUGCAUUGCAUUACAGUGAAUGUUUUCCCAACGUUAUUGUUUCACUCUAAGGAUAUUCCAGUUCUUGUCACAAAAAAAAUAAAUCUAGAAGGCACAAUGAAGCCUAUAGAUGUGUUCAUAUGGUAUAUAAAGCAACAUCGGUUAGUGAGACAUGUGUGACUUUGCACAACAAGCAGCAGUGAGGAAUGCUGCUGGGUUGACUCUGCUUUUCUUUGAAGAUCUUUGUUUUCAUGGUCUUUACCACAAAGGUCUUAUUUCACAUACUUAAAACUAUAUUUGUUCACAUCCCACAAUCUGGAGACACAAUCUGUUAUGUCAAGGGGUGGGAACAGGACCAGGUGUCAGGAUUACAAGUUGAUCCAGCACGCAGUACUGUGUCACACCUAGGGACUAAGAAUAUCGUAUAACCGGACCUUAGGCUGGCUGGACUUAACGUAUCCAAGAAUAGUCAAAAUACUUGCCGAGGUCAGGGACACAGAAUCAGACACAACGAUGAGGGAAAGCCAAAAGUCAAGCAUACCAGAUAUCAGGGAAGUCAAAACAAAGCCAAAGUCAAAUACCAGAGAAUCAAGAUCAGGAAAGCACUCUCAGAUAACCAUAGGCAUGAAACCACGACAGGGCAAUGAGCAAAAGGAGAAUUGUGUUUAAAUACCCCUCCUGUGGAUCCGAUUGGCUGUAACCGGCCUUUGACCCCAAAGGCAAUUACCAGGUUUCCAUGUGCAUGAUUGCUGCUCAGCACAAACCCUCUUGUGGAUUUCAUUGGCCAUGACCGGUCUUUGACCCCAAAAGUAAUUACCAGGUUUCCAUGUGCAUGAUUGCUGCUCGGCACAACUUUUUCUGACAGGACGGUAAUGUUGCUCGGCACACCUUUUCCUGUCAGGACAGUAAAUGCCAUUAACCACAUUUUUAUGUGUAGAUGAAUAAGUGACACCAGGGUAGGUGCAGGAUAGUGACAUGUGGGAUGACAUUUGGGAGGCAGUCACCAGGGUUUCCUUUUGUAUAACAUCCGAGGAACAAAUAAAAAAAAUUCAUUUAGGAGGUAUACAACCUAUGUACACCUGUUUCAUAUGGGAAAGAUUCCAGCUGAUUGCUGGUGACUACUCGGCCAUCGUGGUAGAUACCUCUACAUGUGAUGAUGUUGUGGUCUUGUCCUGUGGUAGUUCCAUUUUGUAAGUGAAUGAGAGAUCCUUUGGCAGCUAUUUUUAAGAGAGCUUUUGAGUUAAAUCCCUGGCUAUUCUGUCUCAUUUCAUAGAGCGCAGAAACUAUUUAAUAAAAUCACUCUGGCUGCUAGAAGGGCAUUGGCUGCAUCUUAACUGGCGACCUCCUUCUACCCUGGAGGUCGGGGCCAACAUUGAUGACAAUCAGUUAACUGAUCAAUUGACAGCUACUGUGUAAUUACUUUAUUCUCUCCUUUUAUAGUUUGGAGUAUUUGGCAGGAUUGGAUGUCUCCAUCCUAGCUUUAGGUAAUUUACCCAUAAUGUUUAAGUUUCAUAAUGGUGAUACCUUCCCCCUCCUAAUCCUUACCCUUGUCUUUCCCCUUUUCACUAUAAAUUCAUAUAGUUAAAUUCACAUAUUAUGCAUUUGCAAUCAAGAAAAAACAAGUGAAUACAUUUUGAGAUAAUUUUGUUUAGAUGCACAAGUUGUGUAAAAGCAAAAAUGGUUGCUUCCGUUUGGUACACUAGAAGUAAAGUGGAACUAACAGUGUGUGUCUGUCAGUGAGUGUCUGUCUGUGUCUGUGAGUGUGUCUGUGAGUGUGUCUGUGUCUGUCAGUGAGUGUGUGUCUGUCAGUGAAUGUGUCUGUCUGUCUGUCUGUCUGUCUGUGAGUGUGUGUGUGUGUCUGUCAGUGUGUGUGUCUGUCAGUGUGUGUGUGUGUGUCUGUGUGUGUCUGUCAGUGUGUGUGUCAGUGAGUGUGUGUCUGUGAGUGUGUCUGUCUGUAAGUGUGUCUGUCUGACUGUGUCUGUGUUUGUGACUAUCUGUGAGAGUGUCUGUGAGUGUGUGUGUCUGUGUGUGUGUGUCUGUCAGAUAGUGUGUGUGUCUGUUAGUGAGUGUGUGUCUGUCACUGUGUUUGUGUAGGUCAGUGUUGCAUUGGCUGUGACUGGACAGUGGAGUACCUAAAGGUGCAUGGAGGCAUGCAACGCCACGUCACAUUCCGACGUGAUAUCAACGUGCUCCAACUUCACAGGGUUUAAAGAAGUAGCGGGAGGAUCAAAUUUGUCACAGUGUGUGGACGGCGCAAUUUGGGGUAUACUAGAGGCCGGAGUCGCAUACUGUCAGCGGCAAUGUGAGUGGAGUCUGCUUGUUGGCUAGAGUGGGUGCUGGGAUUUAGUAGAGUGGGAGGACUGGGAUUUAGUAUAUAGGGGAGACUGCGAUUUAGUAGAGGGGGGACUGGGAUUUAGUAUAUAGGGGUGCUGUGGAUUAGUAGAGGGGGAUGCUGUUUUUUUUUUAAUAUUGUAAUUUUCAAAAUAAACCUAUAUGGGGGUGGAGCCUAGCAUCCAGACAGAGCAGUUGUGCUGAACCUCAGCUCCCGCUACACUCAGCACUUUUCGGGGAUAAUCCCCCCAAAAACCAGUCACACACUGGACAGAUACUAGCAUGAAGGGGACACCCGGGGGUAUCACCCGAUACUGAACUCAAGUCUGUAAACCCCCGAGACCCAAAAAAAUGCCCUGAGGCCUACCGGAGAUCGGGCAGCGGGGAGACGGCCGCUCCCCAGGCUGACUGACCUGGACAAGGAUUCAUCGAGAGGGUCAUCUCUUUCACCUCCCCCCCUCUGGACCGAUGGGGGACAUCUCGGUCCAAACCAAUCAACUGGAAUAGCAACAACAAGCAAACCAUAUCAAUCAAUAAACUACAACGCCAAGGCAGCCAAACACAUGGGGUACCCAAAAUGGCGGUGGCAAGCAUACCACACAAAUGCUUACCUGAGAUGGAGGAUCACAGCGACAUCCAACAGCGCAUAGAUACAGCUUUUGACCGAUUCUGGCACAGGCUGGGACAAAGGCUACAAGCACCGAUGGCAAACAAGCAACCCCAGCCAGCUGCGAGCGGACUGAACCGAACCCACGGAGUGCGGAGAAUGGCACCACCGCAAGGGCAGCCAGGCCACAAGACUGGAGCGGGGAAUGCAGGGAAAAGGCACCCCACUCCGGGCACAGCAACUACCCCCAAGACAACAGUGCAAGUAAGCAGCCCACCCAGGCUGGGUGUCAGGAGGAAACUGCCUCCACAGCAUCAACCACCCUGCAGGAGGAAUGCCUGCCCCCGACACCCCUGCCUUUCCACUCCCGAUGACAACUUGCCGCGAACCGGCAUGGGCUGAGCGGGACUGAUAUACAGACACACAGUACUGUUUAACUCUCUCCCCACACCUUCAUUAUCUCUUUAUGUCUUACCUGUGCCAGAUGAUGUGCUAUGCUUUUAAUUGCUACAUUUUAAUUGUUACCUUUAUCGCAGCCAAUGCUAUAACGGCACUGUAUUCCAUUGGCAUGUUGCAUUAAUAGAAGGGCAGCCUACCUUAAGUUUAACAUGUGGGACCAAUAUUAGCCAUGCAACCAUUCCCAUAGCCCAGGCAGCUUUGUUGGCCCUGCUAGUUUAAUAUAACUCAAUAUGAGAUGUAACCAUUACCGAAAGCAUGGUUUCAUAACCUAUCUUGUUGUUAGAGCUGCAUGUCUAGGACCUAGCUUUAUACAAUCAAAAUGGACUCCCAUAAAUGCCACCUGACAUGUGGGACAAAUCUUGCACUGUUUGCUAGUUUAUCAAAAGGACAGGACACUUUAGUGCCCUGUACCAGUUAUGCAAUGUAUAGAUCCUUUGAACAAAAUUAUGCUGCCUCCGUUUCACAUGCCCUAGAUUGGAUAAGCAAACCAAAGACUAGACUAAAUGCUUAAUACAGACAUAGGAUGCGCUAUGUCGUCAGGAUAUUGUUUGACCUGCUCAGCUAAUAUAGGGACACACUCUAACUGUUAAGAAUCACUUCUUAGGAGUGUAUUACUAACCAUCUUGUUAUCAUUAACUUGUGUUACCCCACAACGCCUCCUUUUUCUAUUCUGUACCCCAUAAAGCAUAUGCCAUAAUAAAAGAAAGAUUUACAAAAAAAUAAAAUAAACCUACGUUUCUAUGAAAAUGUUAUAUAUUUUUUUGCGGCCCACAUAAACUUAAACCUUUUUAUGUGGCCCAUGCUAGACUUUGAGUUUGACAUGCUUGGUCUACAUAACUGAGGGGUUAAAUAUUUGUGUGCAUUCAUGUGUGCGUCUAUGCGUGAUUUCGUGUGUUAGCACAUAGAAUGUAAACUACAUAUGUAAUUUUGUUCUUUGCCUUUAGUUAAUAAAGAAAUUCAGCUUUUGAAACUUUAGAAAUUGUUAUUUUGUUUUGAUUAGUUCAAUAUACUUUCAUAAGAACUUCAAAAUGAGCAAGGAUAGCUAAAAACUCUUUAGCGCCCUUUGAUAAAUCUAGAACACAAUAUUAUGCCUGGAUUAUCCUGUAGUGAUUUCUUCUUCCUUGUAUUCAUCCCUGCAUGAUCUUUUUGCACCAGUACCCAAUUGCCUAAAUAAUGGAAUAACUGCAGCAUAAAACACAGCCUUAUUUACCCUUUAAAAAGCUAUGUGCUACAGGCUGUUCUAGCAGAGCUACAAUAAUAUCACUAUAGAAGACAACGACACACUUUUCAGAAGAACUCCUUUUAAUGACUGUACCAUAAAGAAUUAAACCUAACAAGCAAAUCCAUGUAAUUGGGAGAGUGGGAAAACAAGUAGUGCCACUUAAACUGAUGGUGUAUUAAAGAGCAAUCUGUAAAAUCGCUUUAUAAACAAAUAAGAAAAAGCCAAAACCAAGUGUAAAACAGUUAUAGCAGUUAAAAUUAGAACAGCACAAGUUAGGACACUUGAACAUCUGGUUCAUCUGACACAUAUAAAGUAGGAAAGUUUCCUAAACUAUUUGACGUUUUGUGGGUAUUAUUGCAUAAUAAUACUAAUACUUCAAUACAAAUCUAUUUAGAUAGAAGUGUGUGAUAAUAUGUUCAUAAUGACUAGCUCAAUGUCAUCUUAGCCUUUUGACAACAUAUGUAAAAUAGCCAUCUUGUCUCUCUUUAGCCCUUUGUAUCUCAUUUCUUUUCAAAGUUGAAAUUAAUGGAAAGUGAGCCAUAAACUCUGAGGAGUCUUGAUUGUAAGCCAGAAAGUAAUGUUUGAGACUUGCUGCAAAAACCAUAUUGCAGAAUAAGAUUACCACAAUUGGACAGAACAGCAGCAACCUGCUGAGUAAUCUCGCUCUCCAUUGGAUAGUUUGAGUAAUGAUGGGCCCUAGGCAUUAGUUUUGGUAGUGUGUAGUUGAGAUCCUUGCUUAAGCCUUGUAACCAACCCUGGUGAUAUUGGAGUUACAGUGCUAGAUGGAUAUUCAGUGGUAAGUCAUUACAGUGGAUAGGGGAGACCAGCAUCUACUGGUCACAACAAAUCACAUUAUAUUCAGUACAAUUUGUAUUUGUGGGAUCCUCAAAACUAGGAAUUAAUAUAUAUUUAUUUUGUCAUAGGUGUCAUUGGCUUUACGUUCAAAAUGGGAUUCACAACUCUUGGCUCACCUCUAUUGUUAUGGACCCCAGUGAUAUAGCAAUAUAGGUUUCAGAAAAUUUUUAAACUGUAUUUGUUAUUUUGUUGCAAACAACACCAGCACAAGAGAAAUAUAAUGAAAACAUGUUGGCAGUGGCUAGAAAACAAAACAGUUUAGUUGUAUUUGCAGUACAGGGUUUUUUGCUGUGUUAUUCUCAAGACAAACCUCAAAUUAAAGCAUUCCUUUGAACACUGCACAUGAUGUUCUGUCAUGUGAAUAUGAUGUUAAGAAAGUUCACUUUUCAGUUUCAAGAAAGAACAUUAACCAUAAAUGGCAUAGUUCUUUAUAAUGCAAGGCAAUUACCAAAAGUGAAGAACCUAGUGGACUUAUUAUUUUUAUUUUAUUAAAAAGCAUAUGACAAAACUAGGGGCAUUAGAAAACAUAAUAACAUAAUGUCACAUGAUUGUUAUGACAAUUAACAUCAAAAGUUAGAAUUGAUCAAAGCUUAAAAUGAGCAACUUUUUUAGAGAUCAUAAGUAUUUAGACUAUUAAAUUAUUGUAAUUGUGUACACAUGUAUUACAACUAAACCACCAUUCAUUUAAUUAUAUGUUAUAAAAAUAACAAUAAUAAUAAUAAUAACAACAAUAAUAGUCAAGGGUGUUGCUUAGUGGCAAUUGACAAGGGGUUUCAGCCCAAUAGUGCAUUAUAUAGCCCCUUCCUGAAAUAAUGAUUUGUACCCAGCCCCAAAGUAUGCCAUACCUUGCACUAUGUCCAUUCAUAAACCCAAACAUGUUUCAUAACUCAGAUUAUGACACCAAAUGUUUGAAUGAAUUCUGAGUAUUAUAUACAACUGUACUGAUAAACUCCACACCUGCAGCAUUAUCCCUAUGCCAUGCUGUAUUAAACCACACUAUACUGUAUUAAUUCCACACUUGCUGUAAUAACUGCACACCAUGCUGAACUAACCCUGCAUCCCAAGAAUUAAUACAAAAUUAUCACAACAUUAAAACCUUGCGCUCGCAGCAGUACUGUCACACUGAACAAAAUUAUAAACGCCACACUUUGUUUUUGCCCCCAUUUUUCAUGAGGUGAACUCAAAAAUCUAAGAUUUUUUUUCUAUGUACACAAAAGGCCUAUUUCCCUCAAAUAUUGCUCACAAAUCUGUCUAAAUCUGUGUUAGUGAGCACUUCUCUUCCAUCCACCUCACUGGUGUGGCAUAUCAAGAUGCUGAUUAGACAGCAUGAUUAUUGCACAGGUGUGCCUUAGGCUGGCCACAAUAAAAGGCCACUCUAAAAUGUGCAGUUUUACUGUAUUGAGGAAGACCAGGGGGGGCUGACACCAGUCAGUAUUAAUGGCUGUGCGAAGUUGCUGGAUAUUGGCAGGACCUGGAACACGCUGUUGUAUUUGCCGAUCCAGAGCAUCCUAAACAUGCUCAAUGGGUGACAGAUCCUUGCAACAUGGGGCUGUGCAUUAUCAUGCUGCAACUUGUGGAUCGAGUGGUCCGUGGUGGUGGGGUUAUAGUUUGGGCAGGCGUAUGUUAUGGACAACAAAAACAAAAGUGUUGCGUUUAUAAUUUUGUCCAGUGUAGUUACAUAGCUGCACAGAUGAAAGAGACAUGUGUCCAUCAAGUUUAGCCUUUCUCACAUCUCUAUUUGCUGUUGAUUCAAAAGAAAGCAAAAAGACCCCAAAAAAACAGUUUGAAGCACUUCCAAUUUGCAACAAACUAGGAAACAAUUCUUUCAGGACCCCAGAAUGGCAGUCAGAUACCUCCUUGAAUCAAGAAGGUGCACAAAAUCGCACAGCAUAUUCAAUGUGUGGUAUUCCCAGUGAUUUAUGAAGAGGUAAAAUUAUAUUUUCAUCCAGAGAAUGAAUGCCUCUAUUUACACAUUACAUUGCUUACUGGCCUUAGCAAAUCUUGAUUGACAUUGCACAUUGUUGCUUAGUUUUUUGUCUAUUACAUUUCCCAAAUCUUUCUCGUAUCUUGUUAUCCCUAAUUUACUACCAUUUAGGGUGUAAGCUGCUUGUGCACUCUUGAAGUGCAUAACUUUGCUGUAUAAGUAACUGCAAAAAUGGUCCACUAAAGUGACACUGUCACAAAUGAUGUGAUUGGAGGUGUUGUUUCUUUCUCAGUAUUACAGAGGAGUCAGAGCUAAGAAUAAAAGGAUGCCAAAAUUAUACUUGGGACUUUGUGCUCCAGUUCUGAUCAGCCCUCCCUAGCAACAUCCCUCAUAAUAAAUAAUGUCAUUUUCGUAAUAUGCUACACGUGUAUAUUAUUAUGUACAAAAUGCAGCUGCAACACAAAACUUGUAUAGACUGGGUACCUGACCUAAACUGACAACAUUAUUUUAUACCCACACAGUGUUCAUUUUCCUAAAGAGUUCUGAGAGAUGGGACUUUGAUAAUUUUGUUUCUAUGGUAGAAUUUUAUUCAUGUUGUUAUUCCCUAACUAACUAUACAUUCAUUUUAUUUUUAGUUUAAUAAAAUUCAUUAAAGUCAAAUCUACAAAACAUAGGAAGAGUAUGGAGAAACAUUAUAAGGGUUAUUCACUAAAGUGAGAAUUGUCUGGUAUUCAAUGGGAAUUCUAGUAAAAUUUCAAAAUGUAGACUAAGCAGCCAAAUUGGAUGCAUAGUUUACUUGAAGAAUUAUCAAAUGCAGCUAUUUUGACCUUAAAUUUGAAAUUCAUUUUGAAUUCACUGUGAGUUACCAACAAAUCUCACUUUAGUACAUUUCCCUGUAUAUAUUGUAAAAGCUUGAUGCAAAAUAUAUUUAGAAACAAUAGAAAUCCACCCACAUACAUAGUAUGAACUCAUUAGAAACUCACUAUAAAUUUAUACAACGUUUGUAUCUAAUUCCUAUGAGAUUACAUAAAAUGAAUCCGAUAAUUUCUCCACUUGGUUGAAGUUCGUGGCGAACCGCUGCAAACCGUUCACGGCAAGUUCGUGAACGGUUCGCGACAUCACUAUCUAUAAAUGGGCAAUCACAGCAUACAUUAUCGGGAAGUAAUAUGUAGAUUGUAGAAGUGACCUGAAGAGCAUGAUUGCCAUAAAGUAUGUAUAUUUACCUAUAAUGGUUAAGCAUGGAGCUACCUAUGGCAGCCAUAUAGGAUAUAGAUAAGGUUAGAUCAGAGCCCAAGUGCCAUUAAGAUACUUUGCAAACCUUAGUGUUGGAGGAGGACAACCUUAUAACCUUCCUUUGGCCCUAUGAGAACUUCAUCAUUUGCAUGUUUGAAAUGUUUCAAUAUAUAGGGUGCACCAACAAUCCACCACCAGCAGAGGAAACUCCAAAUCCAAGUGGAACAAGGACUUUUCAAGUAUUUGAUUAUUUGUUUAUAUGUAUUUGUAAAUAGAAAUAAAAAAAUAAAAAAUAAAACUUAUUUAGAAAAAUUCUGAUUUGAUUCAAUUAGCGGCAGCUUUCACCAAAUAAGGUACUGGUGCAACAACCCCUGACCAGUUUCAGGUGACAAUUUGUUAAACAAAAAAACUCCCCAUUCUUUACUUUCCUCCUCCUCCCUUUUUUUUUCUUCUGCAAAAACUUGUCUAUUUCAUCUCAUUCUUGCCCGCCUUUCUUCCUUCUUAUCUUCACUUACAGUUGCAAGAAAAAGUAUGUGAACCCUUUGGAAUGAUAUGGAUUUCUGCACAAAUUGGUCAUAAAAUGUGAUCUGAUCAUCAUCUAAGUCACAACAAUAGACAAUCACAGUCUCCUAAACUAAUAACACACAAAGAAUGAAAUGUUGCCAUGCUUUUAUUGAACACACCAUGUAAAAAUUCACAGUGCAGGUGGAAAAAGUAUGUGAACCCUUGGAUUUAAUAACUGGUUGAACCUCCUUUGGCAGCAAUAACUUCAACCAAACGUUUCCUGUAGUUGCAGAUCAGACGUGCACAACGGUCAGGAGUAAUUCUUGACCAUUCCUCUUUACAGAACUGUUUCAGUUCAGCAAUAUUCUUGGGAUGUCUGGUGUGAAUCGCUUUCUUGAGGUCAUGCCACAGCAUCUCAAUCGGGUUGAGGUCAGGACUCUGACUGGGCCACUUCAGAAGGCGUAUUUUCUUCUGUUGUUGAUUUACUUCUAUGCUUUGGGUCAUUGUCCUGUUGCAACACCCACCUUCUGUUGAGCUUCAGCUGGUAGACAGAUGGCCUUAAGUUCUCCUGCAAAAUGUCUUGAUAAACCUGGGAAUUCAUUUUUCCUUCGAUGAUAGCAAUCCGUCCAGGCCCUGAUGCAGCAAAGCAGCCCCAAACCAUGAUGCCCCCACCACCAUACUUCACAGUUGGGAUGAGGUUUUGAUGUUGGUGUGCUGUGCCUUUUUUGCCACACAUAGUGUUGUGUGUUUCUUCCAAACAACUCAACGUUGGUUUCAUCUAUCCACAGAAUAUUUUGCCAGUACUGCUGUGGAACAUCCAGGUGCUCUUGUGCAAACUGUAAACUGCAAACUGUAAACGUGCAGCAAUGUUUUGUUUGGACAGCAGUGGCUUCCUCUGUGGUAUCCUCCCAUGAAAUCCAUUCUUGUUUAGUGUUUUACAUAUUGUAGAUUUUUGUAAGUCUUUAGCUGACAUUUUAGGAUUCUUUUUCACCUCAUUGAGCAGUCUGUGCUGUGCUCUUGCAGUCAUCUUUACAGGACGGCCACUCCUAGGGAGAGUAGCAGCAAUGCUGAACUUUCUCCAUUUAUAGACAAUUUGUCUUACCGUGGACUGAUGAACAGCAAGGCUUUUGGAGAUACUUUUAUAACCCUUUCCAGCUUUAUGCAAGUCAACAAUUCUUAAUCGUAGGUCUUCUGAGAGCUCUUUUGUGUGAGGCAUCAUUCACAUCAGGCAAUGCUUCUUGUGAAAAGCAAACCCAGAACUGGUGUGUGUUUUUUUAUAGGGCAGUGCAGCUGUAACCAACACCUCCAAUCUCAUCUCAUUGAUUGGACUCCAGUUGGCUGACAUCUCACUCCAAUUAGCUCCAUUAGUCUAGCUCUUUUUCCACCUGCACUGUGAAUGUUUACAUGGUGUGUUCAAUAAAAACAUGGCAACAUUUCAUUCUUUGUGUGUUAUUAGUUUAAGCAGAAUGUGAUUGUCUAUUGUUGUGACUUAGAUGAUGAUCAGAUCACAUUUUAUGACCAAUUUGUGCAGAAAUCCAUAUCAUUCCAAAGGGUUCACAUACUUUUUCUUGCCACUGUAUUUGUGGAUAUUGCUAUUCUGAUAUAUUAGAUGUGCUUUGUUCAAAAUCAAAGUGGCCCGUCAUACAGUAGUUCUUUCUGUUCAAUGUAUCAAGAUUUGGUGAUUGCAUGUAUAUUUUUAAUAAUCUGGGAUUAUUGUUAUGAAUCAGUAAUUGGACUCUAUUUUAGUUCUUUCAACCAAUAUGUCAUCUUCUCUGUCAUUGAUAUUCAUUGAUAGUAUUCUACAAACUCACUAAAUAAAGAUUUAAAAAACAACAACAAACAACUGCAGCAACAAUUAGCCACUUAUUAUACAUACCUCUAAAAAACAUAAAACAAAAGGAAUGAGGAUGCAGCCCUGUCUGCCAUACAGGGUGGAAGAACCCUGUUAGACUGGGCCAAGAGUUUGCCCAAUGACAACUUCCACCACCUUUAUAACAACAUCUGCUUAUCCAAUUUUGACUAGGAUCGACCUAGGGACCUUUUAAUUCUAUUUACCUGCAGGUAGCUGCUGGUUGAGCUAAAGUCUAAUAUUAUUGGUGUCCUACUGAGACAUGAUGGGUGGGAUAGGCAGCUGCACACCAUCUGCUUGUGAGGAUACCAAAUGCUGUAUUAGCCAAUGGAGGAUAUCCUGGCCUUGAGUCCUUGAGUGCUAGCUAAUACCCAUGGUCAACACAUACCACCCACACUGCAACAUUCACAGACGCCUAACACAACAACCAUUGCUUAAAUAGUGGCUGAGGUACCAGUAGUGGACUUGUUGGAGGUGCAGAACUGAAAAUUUAAAAAAAAUGCUAAGGUAUAUUAUGUGAAUAAACAGUGACUUAAUUCAGUCUCUGGCAGGGAAUGCUUUGAAGUCAGAAAAAUCUCUGGUGCCAUCCAAGACCUAACAACACUGUGCAAGUCAAAUUCUUCUUCUUCUUCAGAGAACUCCACAGUGUUCACUAUGACAUUCCUAUUAAAUGGAUAUAAUGACAUGCUCAUCCAGUAUCUUAUCACUUAUUAAAGUUAAAGUUGGUUGGCUUGUAGCUGCUCACCAGUUACCCUGCCCAAAAUAUAGGGCAGAAAUGCCAUUUUGCUUUCAUUGGAAUUUUAGCUGUCCAGUCUUGAAUUAGCUACAAAAGUCUAUACUAUGGCUACACAUACAUCUGUAGUGUAAGAGCUUAUUUUCCUUUGUUCUCAAUCACCUCCAAUAAACUUCUAGCAUUCAUAUUUAGUUUGUUAGCUGAAAAGCCCUGCCACACAAAAUUCUAGCAAUAUUAAAAAAAAGAAAUAGCAACUUUUGGUAUAGUUUUUGAACAAGUGCCCUACCCUACCCCUUAUGGUGUUGUAGUUUUAGUGGGUGCCGUAGAAGCUGAGACCACCUGGUAUCCUGUACGUCUGCUCUUGAAUUAGUAGUAUAAUAUAACUGUGCCUAUGUGGCUGUCCGUGAAAGAUUAUUUUGUUUUUUAUACUAUAACUUUUGCAAUAAAAAUAUUUUGUUUUACUGUAUGUUAAAAUCUUGACAAACUUGACCUAUAUUGAUAAUUAUCUUGUUUAAACAUUUUAUAUUAAUUAACACAAAUAAAUUUUUUAUAUUGUCUCUUUUUUAACUUUAUAUCAAUUUUUAGGGAUUCUUUAGAAGAAGUCAACAAAAUAAUGCCUCUUAUUCAUGCCCACGGCAGAGAAACUGUUUAAUUGACAGAACCAACAGAAACCGUUGCCAACAUUGUAGACUGCAGAAGUGUCUUGCUUUAGGAAUGUCGAGAGACGGUAAGUCAACUUUUUAUAAUACAUUGAGAACGUAGUUUGAAAAAUGAUUCUUCAGCACCUUAACCACUCCAGAUUGCUGCACAUGCAUCUUAUCUGGGUUCAUCAUGGACCACUCUCCGUCUCCACUACUAACAUCGAAGAGCUGGAAGAUACUAAGCAGUAAUUUCCAUUAGCCCUCUUGAGCUAAGCCUUGCAUGAAAGAGUGACAGCUAUUUGGUUACAGCCUAUGAGCUAAGCUUAGGAACUUCCAGCUCUCCAGCAUUACUAGAGAAGGCGAGGAGCAGUGUUCAGCAGACCUCAGGUGAAAAAAAACCCAAAACAGUUUGAUUACUUCCAAUAUGGAGCACCAGGGCACUCCUGAUGCUACAAUCACUAUAGUAAGCUACAGCGUUAAUGAUGCUUGGAGUGUUCCUUUAAAGUAAAUCCAACAUUGUAAAAGUUAGGCAAACAGGGUUAUUCACUAAAGUGAGAUUUCUAAGUGAACUUGAAAUUUAAGGUCAAAAUGGCUGAACCAGGUAAAUGUUAUGCUAUGCCUUCCGUUCAGAUGACUUUACAUUUGAAAUUCACGUUGAAGGCUCAUUUUAGUAAAUAACCCUGAAAAUGACAGAACUUUGAAGGUGAAUCUGGAACAUAUGUUUGACUAGCAUGAUAAAAUGUUUAGAUGUGUAUGAUUUAUGAUAAAAUGCAGCUGUAUUGCAUUCUAUACUAUACUAUAUAUCCAUGUGCAGGACCUGACAGUUGGGACAUGUUACAUUCUGUAUUAAGGAAUCUUUGAUGAUCUGAGAUAAUAAAAAUAUGUGUCGCCUAUUCAUUAAAUGGUUUACAGACAACUUUCGAAAGCUCUAACUUAUUCAUCUGUGCCUAUUUUGCAAUUCAUUGACAAUUUUCCUGAGUAGAACUCUGACUCCAUAAAUUAUGCAUAUAUUAGUGAGGGGGCUCUGGUCAGAUGGCACUGCCAUGUUCAGUUUUGUCUGGAUUUGAUGCUUUUUAUAAAUGAGCUGAUAUGACUUGCACAGCUUCCUAAACACCACCUGUAAAGAGUCGUCUAAUGUUUACACUUCCUUUAUUGCAAAUUCUGUUUAAUUUAGAAUUUCUUAUCUCCUGCUAAGUUGAUAGCAUGCCAGACUUUGCAAGAGCCUUAUGUAUGUAGUUAAAGUUCACUACACAGAGCAGGAGAUAAAAACGUUUAAAGUAAGUUACAUCUGAUUGAAAAUGAAACCAUUUUUUCCAUGCAGGCUGUGUGAGUCAGACAGGGGAGGUAUGGCUAUGGCUGAAUUGAUAGAAACAAAAGUGAUUUAACACCUAAAUGGUCAGAGAAUUGAGCAGUAUUACCUCAGAGACAUGAUAUAUACACCAAUACUACUUUAUUAAGCUAAAGUUGUAUUGGUGACUAUAGUGUCCCUUUAAGUUUUAAAGAUUAGUGGCAGUUUUUAAACAGUAGUGACCCUUUAACACCAACCUCUGGCCUGGUGCAAAGAAGUUAACAACAUCUCACUCCACAUAUAUCCAAUGGAAAAAAAAUGCAAUAAAAAUAAAGAAAAGGCCAUACACAUAAGACAUACAAUUGUUCUUUAUAAAAGUAAAGCGCACGUGUCUUUUAAAUAAACAAUUCACCUCCUACGUUACAUAGAUAUUUAUCACAUCAAGCGUUACACUGAUAUGUAGAUAUAUUGCUAAAUCACAGUAUAAUGCAUUGUAUACACUAUUGCUAUCUCCUGCUAAGGACAAUCACAGAGUGAAAUAUGUGUUUUUACAGGCAAGAUGUAACUGCUGUGGUAACAGCUUACGCACCAUGUGUUGCUGUGUUUUACCAGCAAGUGCUUAAUCUGUGAGUGGUCAUUAUCUUUGUGAGCAAACAUUAUUGGCGGUCAGCCAUUAAAACAGUGACAAGGUUGCAAAACAGUCAGUAAUUAGUAACUGUUACUUACUACUGGCUGUUGUUGACUGCUUAUGGCAGAUAUUUAGCGGCAAGUUUGGAAACAAGCACUAAAUUGGGCAUAUGAUCCUGAAAAUAUAUGUAUUGUAAGUAAACAAAUUCUAUUUACUGUGCAAAAUGAAUUUCCAGAAAGGUACCUGCUGAAUUAAUAAGAGGAGAAUAGUUGUCAGUAUUUAUGGCUUGUAGACAUUUCCAGUAAGAAAAAAAUAAUUUUCACAGUAGAUAUUAGACAAAGGGUAUUGGGAAUAUGAACAUAAAUAUAUGAAAGUGUUUUUCAUUUCGAUAGACUUUUAACUAAAACCAAAUGCUCUAGGUAGACCCUAAGGAAGAGACACUCUAUAAAGUUCUGUGUCUAUUGUGAUGUCUGGUCUAUUGAUUGCAUCAGAUAACAGUUAGAAUUUGGCAGCCUCACAAUGGAUGAGUUUAACAGACUCUUUAAAGCACUGAACUGUCUUCUCCUCUUUGUUGUGUUGAAACAUCCCUUGUUCGGGCCAAAGAAUUAACAGAACAAUUAGUCUCUUCAACACAGACAAAACUGUCUCUGGGCUUUUCAUGGCUGAAGCCUUCAUAGCAAUUUGUACAAACAGAAAAACAGUGGGGUACACAAUAUAAGUUAAAUGGGUGUUUUAUAGACUGCAUAAAAUAACAGACUUGUGUAAUAUUAAUGGCACGGAGCUUUGCUUAUCAACCACAUGCAUAUGCAGGAGUUAAUUUCCCAACAAAAUCUUGAGAUUGUUAUUUAUGUUCUGCCAAUUUAGUUCAUUUCCCUUUGAUUCUCUUGCGUUUCUCAUAAUCCAUCUAAAAUAAUAAGCGAGAUGCAUAUUUCAUCUAAAACGUGAUUUAUUUUGUCGUGGAUAAUUAUAAUCCUAAUGAAUGCCUAAGAAAUCAGAAGAAGCAUAAAGCUGCUGGCCGUUUAGAAGAGAUCCCACAGAGUCUGUGUAGCAAGUUCAUUAUACGUAACCUGCAGUGUAUCGAAUAAACAUGGUGCCAUCUAUGUGAUGUGACACAUUAUAGCAAUAUAUGUAUUAUUUCCAAUAGAACCCAAUCUCUAUAUUUUUAUUAGUGCAAAUAACCUCUCCCAAGUUUGAAUGAACAAUGUUAAAGAAGAGUCAGUCCAGUUUUACUAAGUUCCAUUAAGCUAUUUAAUGUGACAGUAAUCCUAAUUAGAAGCAAGCCAGAGCUGCACAAACAUCAUUGAAAAUUACAUAGAAAUGAAAUAUGAAUCAGAUCAGAGGUAUAAAUGCAGAUUCCUCAGUUGUAACAAUGACAAAGAGUUUAGCUUUUUCUACUUUAUCCAAGCGGUUUUCUUUAAGUUCCUUUCUAAGAUUUAACUAUCAUGCAUUCUUUAGGAUAGCAAUAUUUUAAAAUCAGGCCCCAAGGAUGCCAAAAAUUAUGCUGAUUGGAAGGAGGUGAUAUGAUUGUAUUGGUAUUUUCUUUAGAAAGUUUGGUUAAUGGCACAUUUAAAGUUUCACUACAAAGAGCUCUGCAUUUUUACAGCAACACUUAAAUAAAUGUCCGAUGUUAAUGGCAUGAUUAAAAGGAGUAGCCAUAGUUAGUGGAAUUAGUGGAGGGGUGAGUUCAGACAGUACAUAGAUUGGAUUUUAAAGAACCUACUACCCCCUUUGCUAACAUUUGUAUUUGUGACCGUGUUGGUUUGGGGGUAAACAUGCAUUCUGCAGUGAUCUAUUUGUGUCACAAGGUUUGUAGAUACCCUUUUCCGAUGCUGUAAACCACCAUUGAGAGCAUUCCAAUGUCUCUCACUCAAUCCACAUGCAAUCUUGAAGGAAAUAGGUCACUCUAAAUCUAUUUUUGUAAUAUGCAAAGAGGAUCAUGCUACCUGAAUUCAGGACUUUUGUUUUGUUUUUUUAACCAUUUCAAAAAAUUGCAAAGUUAUGUUUCAUAAUCUACAAGUAAAGUGUUACCAAAAGACCUACUGCUGUGAGCAAUUUUGUUACAUAAUCAUAUGAGGGAAUUCAAAAUUAGAGAAUAGGUCAAUGCUUAUAACUAUGUUCUUGAACUGUUUGUGUCAUAGUAUUGGAUGUUAGAGUGAUUUUAUUUAUUUAGAGUGAUUUGUAAAACUCUUGUGCUGUUUGUUUCUUUACCAGCCGUGAAAUUUGGCAGAAUGUCAAAAAAACAGAGAGACAGUCUAUAUGCGGAGGUCCAAAAACACCAGCAAAGACUUCAAGAACAAAGACAACAGCAAAGCGGAGAGGCAGAGGCCUUAGCCAGGGUAUAUAGCAGUAACAUCAGCAAUGGUUUAAGUAAUCUCAACAACGAGACAGGAGGCACUUAUUCAAAUGGACAUGUCAUUGACCUGCCUAAAUCUGAGGGUUAUUACAGUGUGGAUUCUGCACAGCCCUCCCCGGAUCAGUCUGGUAUAGACAUAACUGGAAUGAAACAAAUAAAACAAGAACCUAUUUAUGACCUUACGUCAAUACCAAACAUAUUUAUGUAUAGUUCUUUCAACAAUGGACAGCUCGCUCCAGGAAUAAGCAUAACUGAUAUAGGUAAGUAACAUUAUCACGCUAAGCAUAAUAUAAUCAUGGAUUUAUGAGAGUACGGUGCUCAUCAAAGCGCUUAACAUUUCCAGUCAUUAUAUUGCACUGUAUUGUGUUUAUUUUUUUGUAAAUUUCACAUUUGAUUUUGUAGUUAAGGGCAUUCCACCCUCUUUCCAAGUUCAAUUUAGUUUAAGAGAAUGUGUUGUCAUUUAUUUAGAGGUUGAGCUCAGAGAAACCUCACUCAAUCAAACCAAAGGACAAUAAUUUAAUAUAUGCAAAGGUGUGUUAAUCAGUGUUACAACACAAUUGCUCUGUUAUAUACCAGCAUUCACUUUUUAAAAUGUUUUAUCCAUUGCAUUCUUCAAGUGUAGACAUGCAGACAUAAUGUCUGCCAAGUUGGCAGAAUUAGCUCCUGAUCCUUUACCUGGUUCUAGGCAACUCGAUGUGAUUCAACAGGUGUAAAUAGAACCUUAUUCAAUACCUCUUCUGCUGCAAAUUAGUGUGCAUUCUGCUCCCUGCUCUUUUAUUUUAAUCAAUAAACAUGAGCUGGCUGAUAACUCGUUCAAUGUCUACACACUGUGAAGAACUGAACAGGCUGUCUCUUUAGCACAGAAAGACAGAAACAACAAGUGUUUGGGACAAAAGUAAACUAAUAUACAGUUUCAUGGAUUUUAUUUCAAUAGUUUUUUUGUAUGUAUAAUUUGCAGUGAAGUAACAGAUGAUUAUAUCAAAUAAAACACAGACUACAAAAGGGCACUUAGAGGGAGAUAUAGGUAAAAUUAUAAAACUGCUGGAAAAUCCUAAUAUGCAUAUCUCAGAGGGAUGAAAACAUGGGGAAGUCUAUCGGGGAAGCAAAGUAGUGUCGUGAUUUACUUCCUACAUCCUUAUAAAGGACAGACAUGUGGACAUGAUGUGUGGCCCACACGGAUAUUGUAUAUAACACUGUAAACACUGAAAUUGGUUGUUGUCAUGAUUUUAUUUAAACAGAGUGAUUAAUAAAACACUACUGCUGUCUGUAUGUUUAUAAGCUGUGAAAGUAAAAAACAAAACAAAAAAAACAGAGACAGUCUAUAUGUGGAGGUCCAAAAGAAGCAUGGAACCUGCUAUGCUUUUAGAGAGCUCAGCACCCCUGGUUUACUGCUAGAUUACCUGAAAAAAAAUGUAAUGAGAGGUAUUAGGCUUCUGCAAUUAGAAUUUUGGCAGAUUCACUGCAAGUGGUAGAAUUGGCACAAUACAAAAUCUAAAUAAAAAUUUAUAGUUCUAUAACAUGUAAAUUGAUUUGUUUCAGAUUCAUUAGUUUUUAUAAGGAUAGCAACUUAGAGAGUUAGUUCUUAAAUAGCUGAAAUUAAAAAAAACAAAUGAAAAAUUUCGAUCUUUCAGCUGUUUAGUAAAUAGCUUUCUAAUUUGAUAUUCUUAAAUAUGGCAAUCCCACAAAAGGAAAGCAAUAAUAAGCCGAUAAAAUAAAUAAAACAAUAAAUUAGCCAACAAAAACUAAAAAUUAUUAAGACGUAUGAUCUUAUAUAAUAUUUUACAGCAUAAGUAGAGUUAAAGCCAGUUGGGCUUGUUUUUGUCAUCUGUAAAUAAAAUCCACUUAACCCUGUCCGCUACUGUCUUCUGAAUGCAAGUCUUCUGGGAGGCUAUUAUAAUAACAUGUACUUUUAGCUAUUAAUCAUUCCAAGAUAAUCAGGGUUUCUUCAAUUUAAAAAAUAAAAAAUAAAUUUUACUAAACAUUGUAGUAGCAAACACAAUAAGAAAGUAUAACACAAUAAAUAGAUAAAGAAGGCAAAAUAUGGUAUUCAAUAUAUGGCAAUAAUGACUAGAAACAUAGUCCAGUCUGGUUAACACUGAACAGAACAAUCAUGUUUCAGGAUAAAGAAUAUGUAAAAUACUUUUUCCUUGAAAUAGUUGUUGUUAUUGCUAUAAAACAUUUAUAUUACUGUGGUUAUUCACACAAAUCCAAAUCUAAUCUAGCCUACAAAAGAAAACUAUUCUGGAACAAUCUGGAGGCAUUCAGAGGCAAUAAUAUGGAUGUCAUUUAUCAAUGUCCAAAUAUAGCUAAAAAGCUCUGCAUUCUGCAUUGAUGUUAAUGUACACCAGAUUGUAGACUCUCAAGUAAAAACCUGACAUUUGCAAUCAUAAAAUGUAAGUAAACAAGUGAAAUCAGGUUAAUCUAAAUUUACUGGUGGUCAGUAGAAGCAAAAGGUUGAAAAAAUGGGCCAGUGUACUGCAUAUUAAAAAUAUGAUGUGUAUAUUUUCUAGCAAAGUGAUAGGCACAUAUUCACACCAUUUGGUUCUCAGGUCAAGUGAGAAAAAUUAACCAAUAGAGGGGAAACACAGGAGUAGUAAAAAAAAAAUGAUAAUAACUACCAUACUGCCAAAAGAAAAUCCUUGCACUCCUGCUUAGAAAUAUUGCUUGUUUUGUUUAGCAUGUGCCUGUCUGUGGCUUGCAAUAUACAAUAUAUGUAAAGGUAGUUGCAGUAACUGUCUUCUUCCUCAGGACCAUUAAAAAAACAAUAAAACAAAGAAACUAUUUAUAGGUAAGAAACUAAUUGAAUCUAAAUAACCCCAGGUGCAGGAGUGUUCGUGUCGGCACACUCCCAUGCUGCGUGUACGUGUGUGAGCGUGCUCCGCCUCCAAUGUGUUGACAUCACAUGCACAUGUUACUGUAAAAACCAAGUGUGUUAUGAAAGCAAGUGAAAACAAAAAGUAUUCUAGAGUAUUUGAAAUAAUCCAAUUAACACUUAACCUAACAUCAAUGUGCACUUGUAUUCACUAUUAAUUAUUUAACGACCGAUCUGAACGUAAGAUAAAGGCAUAUUAUAAUAACAAAAAGGGGAACUAUUAACUGCAUGUUGAGAGUCCUUGCUAAGAGACAAACAUUGUUAAAGGACAGUAUACUAAAAUAUUAAAGUGCAUGUAAAGUGCUGAGUAAGGAAUAAAUGUAUAAAAAUAAUACAAGUAUUAGACUCACAUUUAUAUUUUUUGGCAAGGUAAACAUGUGACAUAAUGGGCAGUGCUUAAAGUUAAUUAGCGUUAAGUGCUAUUAAUUAUCACACCAUACAGAAAUAUAGAACAUGAUAUGUUGAAAUAAGGUGCAAAAUUUAAGUUGCUAAUAACUAGUGCUACAUGGUUAAAGUACUGAAGUAAUAAUGUAGCUAAUGACCAAAUUUAGUGUGUCAAAAGAAAAUUGUAAAAUUAUCUAUUGCAUGUAAAAAUGCCCAAUUGUCCUGUAGGGAAACUAUUUAAAACAACUUUGUUCUAAUAGAAGCUUAUCUAAAAAUACAUAAUGAAAAAAAUACAUGUUACAAAAGAUGGGCCAUAAUGUCCAAUCAAUAUUUUUUCAAUCAAUUAAAUAUAACGCUAUGUAUUGCAAAAAAUGUUUUAUAGUAUUGACAUAGUACUAUUCUAUCUAUUAAAUAAACAAACUAAAAAUGUACAAAUGAAUGCUUCUAAAGACUAGACCACAUACUGAGUGGGGCUAUAUUACAAAAAAAUAACUAUAUGUUUGUUUCUUGUUCAAUCCUUUUGGGGCCAAUGUGUUAAGUUCAAUGUUCAGAAUGCUUCUUUAUUUAUUAACAUUAUUCCGUGGUCUCCACUGCACCUUGGUUCUGGAAUAUGGUCAAUGUCAAUACAUUUCAUUGCUGGGGUGUUUAUUUUUCAGAAAGUGCUUGGCUACAGGAUUACAUGUAGAACCAUCCCCGUACCCCAUCCAAAUACUGGAGCGAUGUCCUCUUAUACUCUCACAUAAGGGUGUUUCACUCUUCCCUAUGUAUGACAAUCCACAGGGGCACAUUAGCUUGUAAAUAACAGGGGUAGUUUUACACAUUAUGAUUCCUUAUUUGAUUCAUUUUAUCUAUAUGAGGAUGAUUAAAAGAUUAAAAGUAUGUUCUGGUGUCACAUGCUCACAGGUGAUACAGCCUCGGCAUCUGACACAACCAUUGUUUUGUUGCAGUUUUUACUCAGGCGUAUAGCCACGUCUAUGCAGACCAAGAGAUCUCACACAUUUGUAUUUCUUCUGUAACAAAUUAAUGGAUGUUUUGUUUUUUUUUAAACUUUUGGUAAUGUGUUAUCAUUGGCCAUUUAUUUUCAAUUUGUAGUUUUGAAGUUAUGAUGUCAACUUUGGAGUGGCCAAGAUGUAAGUUAUAGGGAAGACCAUUAUGUGUGCAGUGUUUUCCAUCAUUUGGGUAUUGGCACUUUUGGCUGCUUUUUAAGGAUUUCUGUAAAUCAUGAUAUACACCCUGUUCCAAAUUAUAAUGCAAAUGAUAUUUUUCUAAUUUACCUAAAUAACUGAUGUAAAUAACAGUCAGCAUAAUUCUCAUGUUAUCAACUAUUAAGAGUACAAUUCAAAUUUUAUUGAACAAACCUCCUAAUGAUAACAGUAUUUUUUUAAACAUAAAAAACUUACAAUGCACUGUUCCAAAUUAUUAUGCACAGCAAGUUUCAAAACACUUUAUAGGUUGUAAAGAACUGAAAAUUGUCAUUUGUUGUGUUUGCAGCAUAUUUACUGAAACCAAAAGCUAUUUCAAUCAAACUUAUAACAACAUUUUAACUUUUUAAACAUUGUAACAGGUCACGUUACAUUUUAACAUAGGACCCCUUAUUUGAUAGCAGUUUCACAAGUCUGGCAUCCAUUGAACUUGUGAGUUUUUAGACAGUUUCUGCUUGAAUUUGUUUGCAAGAUGUCAGAAUAGCCUCCCAGAGCUGCUGCUUGAAUGUAAACUGCCUCCCACCCUCAUAGAUCUUUUGCUUGAGGAUGCUCCAAAGGUUCUCAAUAGGAUUGAGGUCAGGGGAGGAUGGAGGCCACACCAUGACUUUCUCUCCUUUUAUCCCCAUAGCAGCCAUUGAUGCAGAGGUAUUCUUUGCAGCAUGAAAUGGUGCAUUGUCAUGCAUGAAGAUGAUUUUAUUAUGGAAAGCAUAGUUCUUCCUUCUGUACCAGGGAAGAAAGUGGUCAGUCAGAAACUCCACAUACUUUGCAUAGGUCAUUUUUACACCUUCGGGGACCCUAAAGGGGCCGACCAACUCUCUUCCCAUGACUCCGGCCCAAAACAUGACUCCACUACCGCCUUGCUGACGUUGCAGACUUGUUGGAACAGGGUGGCCGUCCACCAACCAUCCACUACUCCAUCCAUCUGGACCAUCCAGGGUUGCACGGCACUCAUCAGUGAACAGGACUGUUUGAAAAUUAGUCUUCAUGUAUUUUUCUUCAUGCCGUUUCUGCUUGUGAGCAUUGGUUAGUGGUGGCUGAAUAGAAGGUUUAUGCACAGUUGCAAGACUCUGGAGGACUCUACGCCUUAAUGUCCGUGGGACUCCAGAGGAACCAGCAGCUUCAAAUAUCUGUUUGCUGCUAUGUAAUGGUAUUUUAGCAGCUGCUCUCUUGAUCCGAUGCUUGGAUCUGGCAGAAAUCUUCCUUAAUGUGCCUUCAUCUGCACAAACCCGUCUGUUCUCUGAAUCUGCCACAAAUCUCUUAAUAGUGUGAUGAUCACACUUAAGUUUUCAUGAAAUAUCUAAUGCUUUUAUACCUCGUCCAAGGCAUUGAACUAUUUCACUCUUUUCAGGAGUGAGAAACUGUUGAAAAAAAAUUAGUGCCACACAACACAUCUUGUGAUUUAUGAACAUGUAGCAGAUAAUGCUUUGUGAACUGGAUGACCAAGUAUCUGUCAUACAAAUAACCUCUGUGGAAACAUGUCCCCAGGCCACGCAAGAAGUCACCAUGCCCUGGUAAAGUGAGGUUGAAUAAAGAGAGGCACAUCUAAACCCUGCAAAGAAAUUUAGAGAAAGCCAAAGAUAGCCACCUUUGAAUCAUAGAAACUGAUGCAGCUGUCCCUUGGUUUGAUCCUUCUGGCAGGAUAAAGAGUCAUGGAUGUCCAUAAUUGUUCAUUUUUAUCAAUAUUAUUAUUAUUAUGAUAUUUAUAGCGUGCCGUCAAAUUCCGCAGCGCUUUACAAUGGGUGGACGAACAGACAUGUAGUUGUAACCAGACAAGUUGGACACACAGGAACAGAGGGGUUGAGAGCCCUGCUCAAUGACCUUACAUGCUAGAGGGAGUGGGGUAAAAUGACACAAAAAGGUAAGGAUAGUAUUAGACUAGUGACAGUUGCAGAAGAGGAAUCAGUCAGGAGCUAUUAACAUACAGAAGCUCUGUGUACAUCUAGAGUAUGGAGCUCCUGUUUUUCUUGUGAGGUUGAUAACACAAUUUCCUGUUGCAGGGGAAAAUAAGUUACUACUUUCAACAAGAAGUGUUGAACAGAUCUCAAGGUUACUUUAUCUGAGAAAACACUGUGUGGGGAGUGCUGCAGGAGAGAGCCUGUAGCUCUGAAUACCUUAUUGCUAAAGUUAUGGCCACCAGAAAGAGUGUCUUUAGAGUUAGCAUCAUCAGUGAUGACUAAUCUAGAAGUUUAAAGGGAGCAGCAAUGAAUCCCUUAAACACCAAAGGUUAGUCUCAUGGAGCUAUAUUACUCUUGGAUGAAUCUUCAGAGUUGCCUGUAGAAACCUUUUCACAAUAGGAUCAAAAAUGAAAUUACCUUGUUUAGGCUAUCCUGAAGAAAUUCCAAUUUAUUAGAUCUAGAAGGAUGUUGGAAGGAUCUGGCUUAUCUGAAGUCCAUGAACAAAAAAAUUCCCAUAUCCUAUGAUAUGUCUUGAUAGUGUAUUUCUUAUGUAAAAGAAUAAAGGUCUCAAAGACCAAUUUUGGUAUACCCUGGGUCAGAAGCACGAGGCAUUCUAGAGCUAAGCUGCCAAUUUAGGGAUUUGGGGGCUCUGAUGUGGGAUUGGCCUUAAAGUAACAGGUCAUUCCUUGCCAGAAGUCUCCAGGGGCCCACUGGAGCUAACCCCUGCGGUAGGGGUACCAUGGCCUUCUUUAUCAGUCUAGAUUAGAGAUAUCACAAUCACUGUUAUCUUUUGUAAUUUUGCCCAGUUGAAACCUCCAGUUUUAAUUCAGAGCGUCCUGGCCUUGGUCAUUGUAGUCCUAGUUGACGAUAUAGAACUUUCUGACUUUGUGGCCAUAAGAUUGAAAUAUGGCAUUCCCCACAUCUGGGGGAUCUAAAUUAAAACUUCCCUGUUGAGCGACCAUUCUCUAGAGAAAUGACAUGAUUGCUCAUAAAAUCUGCUACGAGAUUCUCUUACCCCAAAAGGUAAACUGCCUUGAGCACCUGGACAUAUUUUUCCACCCAAAACAUAAUUAGGAUAAUUUAUGAAAGGAGGGACCUGCUUCAAGUACCUCCUUUAUGGUUGAUGUAAGCUGCUGGAGACAUGUCUGUCUUUAUCAGAACCCAAUUGUCCUUCAGACGAGUUUGAAAGGACCUCAGGGCUUUGUAGAUUGUGCAAAGAUCAAGGUGAUUGGAAGGAAGAAAACUGAGCUGUUUGUUCCACAUGCCCAAGAGCAUCUGUAAUGAUCAGGACUCAAUUCUUCCAUGGGGUACCUCUUUCUGUAUAUGCUCCUCUUGAAUGGUUUUAUUCAUUUUACUACAUGCAGAAAGGGAUUCCAUCUUUGUUUGCUAGGAGUUCCAAUAUUGCUUUCUUCAUAGGCUUUGUCUUUAGAGAUGAUACAGGAAUUGAUGAGAAACUUAAUCUGUAGCAAUCUUAAAAUAUUCUCAGUGCCCAUGACUCUGAAAUAGUCCUAGUCCUGGUCCUGGUCAGAAAAAAAAUCUUAAUCUUCUUUAAACCUCCUUGAUAUGGACCUUGGAAAAAAAAUCUCGAUAUCAUCUAUCAACCUCUAGUCUAAAUGUUCAUGAGAGAGAGAGAGGUUAGCACUAUUGCAGGAAGUACACCUCCUCCCAGAGUUAAGUAAGCUUUGACUAAAUCUCCAUCUAUUCUCUUUUCCAUGGGUUACUUGAAGAAUUAUGCACUAUCAAUUGGUUGGGCUGCUCUUAUUUUCUAGUCCACUGAUAGUUGUAUCUAUGCUGGGAGCAGAACUCCAGAACUUGCACUCUUUGGAUUUAAAGGGUAUACACAAGGAGCCCUGUUUUGUAGCUGGCUUCUUUUUUCCAGUCUCACCCAUUCAGAUGAGAUUAUCUCUUUAUAGCAGAAUGUUGGGGCAUCCAAGGGAUGCUUUCUGCUUCCUAAAAUCUAAAAAAAAAUUCAGCCAGGCUUCCGCUGACUAUUUCUCUUUUAAAAUUACAUAAAUUGUAUGCGUUUCCCAUGUCAAGAGAACUAGCUUUUCGAUAUCUUUGCUUUCCAUAUAUUUAGAUGAGAUUUCUGACUCUAAUUAAAGUUCAGAGUCCUCAGAUUAUAAUUCUCCAAAUCUGGGCUGUAAGGGGGCUGAGUCACCUAGGUCAUUUUAUUUGCACUGCACUCAUUGUAUAAUCCCCGAAAACCUUGUGAAUUAUCUGAAUAGUUUCCACAGAGAAAUGUUCAAGGUUAAUGCAAAAUAUGAUUCUAAUUUGUUGCUCCACUUGCUCAGUCAUUUUGAAAGCAACAACCACACAGUACACAUGCACACACAGUGGCGUCUAGCACCCACAAUGACUAGUACAUUGACGUCAUCAUUGUUGACGCAUGUGCAUUCCACAUCACUCUCCUUGGCUGCCAGUUACAUCAAUGUCGCACAAGCCAUUCUAGUUAUAUUAACAUUGGCUGGAUGCCUUCCAGACAGACCUCGUAUACCACUAAAGUAUGAAACAAGAAGCCCUUGUUUCCAACAUUUUUGGGAAAAAUAUUUCAUCAAGUGUAGCUCUUUGUCCCAGAAUAGCACCUGAUUUUGCCUCGAUGAAUCCCCAAUAUGGUGCAUAUGGUCACAACAUGACUAUCAGAACAAAUACUGUAAUCCGCUUCUCAGUGGUCUUAUGUGCUCCCAACUUACACCAUUUCAGUCAAUAAUGAAUGCGGCGGUGAGGUUCAUCUUCCUGUCCGCCCGCACCACCCAUGCCUCACCCUUCUGUCUGUCCAUACAUUGGCUUCAUGUAAGAUAUAAGGCUCAAUUUAAAAUUCUGGUUCUUGCUUUCAAAUCUCUACAUAAUGCUACUCCCACCUAUCUAUCCUCACUAAUACACAAGUAUGUCCCGUCUAGGCCCUUACGCUCUGCUGAAGACUUAAGUCUGUCCGUACUCCAAACUCUGGAUGCUCGCCUUCAAGACUUCUCCAGGGCUGCACCACUCCUGUGGAACUCGCUUCCCUCCUCCGUUAGAUGCUCACCCAGUCUCCACUUUUUCAAAAAUUAAUUAAAAACCCACUUCUUCAUAAAAGCGUAUCAAUUAAACUGUUAAUAGCUCCCGACUGAUUCCUCUCUUGCAGCUGUCAUUAGUCUAAUACUAUCCUUACCUUUGGUGUCACAUUACCCCACUCCCUCUAGCAUGUAAGCUCAUUGAGCAGGGCCCUCAACCCCUCUGUUCCUGUGUGUCCAACUUGUCUGGUUACAACUACAUGUCUGUUCGUCCACCCAUUGUAAAGAACUGCGGAAUUUAUUGGCGCUAUAUAAAUAAUAACAUAAUAAUAAUAAUAAAAAAUGCUUUUUAACAAUGGAUGCAAUAUCCUAUAGUAUGACAUUUUUGUAUUGCAGUGGGAAAACAUUGUAAUGUUGUACAUCAAUGGAUAUACAUAUUUUCUCUGCAAAUUUCAAUCCUAUUGACUCUAUGUCUUAUCAGAUGUGUUCUCCCAGUAAAUCACUAUUAAGUAGUGUUUAUUUCAUUACUUCUUGUUUAUUUUUAUGUAUAAUUACUACGGCUGGCAGUCUGCCCAUUUAUACUGGUAACCUCCUCUCUUCAUAGGCCUCCUACUAAUUGCUAUUUAUGUAUAAAUCAUGUUUAUUAGUCUUUUAAAUUAGCUAUCAUUUGCAUCAUUUGAUAGUGAAUCACUGUUAGAUGUUUUCAUUUUUAUUAUUCUAUAAAUGAAUAGGGACUCUGGAUUAAAAUACUAAUGCUAUGUAGAUUUAACCCCCAUUUAAAUAAUAGCAAGAUUGUGAUUUAAUUUACUCACUGUGCAUCAAAAUGUUGACUUUUUUAAAAUAACAGUAGUAAUUAGAUUCUUAAUAGCAAUUAGACGGCAUUUAGUUUCAAAUUUACCGUCAUUCAUCUGAAUUUUUAGCAACUGGCAGGGAUUCUGAAAUCUUUAACUCCGAAACACCAUAUGGCUAUAUCUGUCACGUGAUCUCUCUAAGAAUGAAUCACGUUCACAUACCUAUUUCCUAGCCACAUGUGUUGAUAUAUUCAGGCUAUUCUCCAAACCACACUCUAACAACAUCACAGUCACAAAUGAGAGAGACUUGUAUGUAGGGACAUAGGGGCUGAUGGUGCUUUAUCUCAAGGCUCACGUCUCUGUAAUUGGCCCAUGGAUCCUGACACUUCUUAUAUUUAUUUAUUGUAUCAUUACUUUUUGCACAUCAUAUACUUUCUCUAUAAUGUUAAUGCAAAGGAAAUAGAGUUUAUAGCCUUGUGAAAAAUAAAGAGAACCAAAUUCAAAGUAGAUUGACUGCCCAUCACAGAGUUAUAAUUAAAGCUAAUGCUGUGCCCUGUGUGUAUCUCUCUAACAGCUCAGCACCAUCCCGACAAAGGAUGGCUUUAUGUCAUUCCCCUUUUCUGCUACACUCCCUACAUACACCUCUUUCUUUAUCCCAGGCUGGAUAUCAGGAACCAGCUCCAUGCCUGCUAGAAGGAAGGGAGGGAGGGAGGGAGGGAGGAAAGGAGGGAGAGGAGAAGAAAUGAUGUUAUAGUUUGCAAUUGGUGAGAGAGUUAGUUUGAUAUCACAUGACAAUAAGGGAGUGAAGGUAAGCUGCACUUAAUUUAAUUUCAUGUGCAAUAUUUUUUUCUUGCAAAUGUUCUGUUUAUACAUUAUUCUGCUCUGUGUUAAUUAAAUGUUUAUUCAGGUUUCUGGUAGUGAAGGGGUUAAGGGCUUAGCAGCCUAAAAUGAGUUUGAAUGAGGUCAUCGUAUGCUCACUCUGCAUUCUCACUCUACAGUUUGCAUUUUGCUUACAAACAAUUGUCAUGUAUUUUGUUGUUGGAGAAAUUAAAGGGACACUAAAUGGACCAAGACCACUUUAUCUGUAUUCCUAAUGCUUUAGAGUUCUUUUAAGGCUAUAUUUCAGGAUGACAAUAAUAGCAAUUGAUUUGUGCCCUACUGUAUGAAUUUACAAAUAAUAACUAACAACAUAUAUAUGCCUGCUAUUACUAGGGCCAAAGAUAAUGUGCAUCUGUGCCCCUGCCAGGCCCGGACUGGCCAUCGGGCAUACCGGGCAAAUGCCCGGUGGGCCGCGAUGGCCGUGGGGCCGAGGCCGGCAGGGGAGAUCACAGGAUCUCCCCGGCCGGCUCCUGCAGGGCCAGCGCUACCCGAGCGCCGGCCCUGCUGUGUGUCUCCAUGGGCCGGUGGGGAGAUCAGAGAUCUCCCUUUACCGGCCCAGAGACACUUCCAGGCGGCUGCUUGCUGGGGUGUGAGGGAGGGAUGAGAGGACCGGCGGAGCUCUAUCCAGCAGCUCCGCCGGGUCCUCUAGCGGGAUUCUGAGCGUUGCCGCGGUUACCGCGGCAACGCUCAGAUCUCGCGAGAGUGAACUCUAGCCUAUAGGCUAGAGCUCAUGCUCACCACUAGGACCACCAGGGAUCAGGCAGCAUGGCUCUCCCAUGGCAGAACGGCUCCCCCCCGUCCCAGGCAAAACAGUUCCCCACCCCCUCCCAGGCUAAAGGUAAGAAGGGAGGGGGGGAUAUAACUUUUUUUUAAAAUUAUUAUUAUUAAUAAAAAAAAAUUUUUUAUUUAAAUUAAACAAAAUCACACUCACACACAUCACCCCCAGACACACACAGCACCCCCAGACACACACACACCCCCAGACACACACAUCACCCCAGACACACACAGCACCCCCAGACACACACACAGCACCCAGACACACACACAGCACCCCCAGACACACAUCACCCCCAGACACACACAGCACCCCAGACACACACACAGCACCCCAGACAUACACACAGCACCCAGACACACAGCACCCAGACACACACAUCACCCCCAGACACACACAGCACCCAGACACACACAGGCACCCCCAGACACACACAGCACCCCCAGACACACACAGCACCCCCAGACACACAGCACCCCAGAGAUACACAUCACCCCCAGACACACACAGCACCCCCAGACACACACAGCACCCAGACACACACAGCACCCCCAGAGACACACAGCACCCCAGAGACACACAGCACCCCCAGACACACACAGCACCCCCAGACACACACAGCGCACCCAGACACACACAGCGCACUCAGGCACACAGCACCCUCACUCACACACAGCACCCUCGCUCACACACACACACACACAUAUAUAUAUAUAUAUAUAUAUAUUUACAGAUAUAUAUAUAUAUAAUAUAUAAAAUAACCCUCAGUGAGUUAACAGACAAAGAAAAUUAGAAUGUGACGGCAGAUAAAAACACCCUCACACACAGCACCCCUCUUACAUACACACACACUGCGCCCCUCACACAUACAAUACGUCCAAAUAUAUAUAUAUGUAUGUAUAAAUAUAUAUAUACACACACACACACACACACACACUACAGCACUACAUACAUUACGCUCCAGAUACACGCUAGAUCCCUUACCUUAUAUGCACUCUUAAUCCUCUAUACACACACACACACACACAAUCUCCUAUACACACUCUGGGUCCUUUACACACUAGAUCUCCUACACACACACUGCACCACCUACACACACACUACAUUCCUUGUCAGCAAACACAUACAACAAUCUCUAAACACACCCUCUCUACAACCCCUACACACACUACGUCACCUAUACACACACACUACAGCCCGUAUGCACACACUCGCUACAUCCCCUAUAACACUAUGCCACCUAUACACACACUCUCUACAGCCCCUAGCCACACAUAUUACACCACAAACACAAAUGAAAUUGACCUAUUUACACAAUACCACACCACACUCUACACACACGCAAUCCCACAAGCAGGCUCCAAACACAUGCACCAUACACUUUCCUGGCCCUUUUGUCCUCUGGUAUCCCACUUGUUGAGACACCAGAGACAAUUUAAAAGCAAACACAGCGCAAGCAUGUUAUUAAAUUUGCUUGCGCUGCGCAGAACAAAUACAGGGCCUUUUUCUAAUGCCAGAGCUCUUCAGCGCAGCUCUGCGCAUUGAACCAACAUGCUCACUUUGAGAGGAGGCGUGCUUGUCAUUAGUGAUGACAAAACACACCCUCUCUGGCCCCGCCCCCUUCUUAGGGGGCCGCUCUGAUUGAAAAAUGCCCGGGCCUAAUUUUUUCCCCAGUCCGGCCCUGGCCCCUGCAUACCAAAUUAUGGGAUGUUUAUUCAUUGAGGGAUUCAGUUUAAGCUAACAUAUUUAUUUUCAAGUUAUAUACUCAACAUGCACAUAUGCGAUGGCAGCUCUGCGUCUGGAACUUUUAGUGUCUUUUUAAAAUUAUAUCCUGAGGCCGCCUGACCUCAUAUCCUGUUAUUUGACACCCAUAGAUACUCAUUAGAUAAUCAGGUCAAUGCAAAAAUCCUCAUAAAAGAAGCUCCUGGAUGCCAAAGUGAAUGCAAUGUUUAUACUUACUAAAAUAUUAAUUGGAUAAAAUGUUAAAUAUAUCUUUUGGGAACAUAAAGGAAGAGCAAACCUAUUUCGCAAAACAAAGUAUAAAUCAUACAAGCAGGAUCAAACUGGCUGACUGGGAGAUUUUCUGGUAGGCUGCCUUAGGCUCAGCUUGGGACGGUCUGGAUGCCAUGCAGUGCUACUAUCAGAAAUAUUGGGGCCCUUUAUACAGCUCAAGGCCUGGGCCACCAGGGAACCCAUCCAAAGGGAGUGGAGUGUAUGUGUGUGUUUAAAUGAUGUAGUGUGUGUGUGUAUGGUAUGUAUUUUUUUUGUGUGUGAGUGUGUGUAGUGUGAGAGAGAGAGUUUGGAGGGUAGAAUAGGUGCUGAACUUUGUGGGGGCUGAUAGAUGCUCCCUUAUAGAGCAUUCAGAGCUCUGAAAGAUAAGACCAACGAGAAUAAGAGGGCUGCCCCUCACGUCCUGUACAACUCUGCAAAGACCCAGGGAGGGAGAUAUUUGAUCUCUCUUACCUGGUGUAUGUAUACAUUGAACAUAAUUAUAAACGCAACACUUUUGUUUUUGCCCCCAUUUUUCAUGAGCUGAUCUCAAAGAUCUAAGACUUUUUCUUUGUACACAAAAGGCCUAUUUUUCUCAAAUAUUGUUCACAAAUCUGUCUAAAUCUGUGUUAGUGAGCACUUCUCUUCCAUCCACCUCACAGGUGUGGCAUAUCAAGAUGCUGACUAGACAGCAUGAUUAUUGCACAGGUGUGCCUUAGGCUGGCCACAAUAAAAGGCCACUAUAUAUAUAUAUAUAUAUAUACUUUUUCUUUGGUUUUUACUGUAUAUAUUGGGGCUGAUGUGUACUGUGGUCGUUGCUGCCGCCCAGGAGUGAUGGGAGUGAGCGCAGGACUUGUUUUUUUGUAUUUGUAUAUAAAUAUAUAUAUAUAACUGCAAAUCUUUUCAACUAAAUUUUCUCCUUUCCACAAUUAUCCAGUUUAGUGAAUUGUCAUGCAAGAGAUAGAGGGCACACAAAUAUGAAAGAAACAGCGAAAUAAUAAACUACACUUCAUUACUUUGAUUUUUUUCAACAACAGUAACAUGGUUGUGAUUCAAACAGUGUUAACAUAUUAGGAAGUACUACAGAAGCAUAAUUUGACCCCAGAGAUUGUAGAAUAAUGAAAAAGCUACUGGUAUGUUAUUCAUUGUGUGUGACUGUGCUUACAUUAAAAGAACUACCUGGCAUAUGAUAUAAUCUAUAUAUUUAUGGUUGAUAUAACUGCAGCAUGUGUUACAGCAUAUAAAUAUAUGUAUAUACAAACAAUAACUCUGCAACUUAGUAACAUAACAAGUAAACUAAGAUAUCUAUACAUAUAUAUAGUUUACUUGUUAUGUUACUAAGAUGCAGCAGUUAUUGUUUAACCCCUUAAAACCGGAGGGCGUACUAUUACGCCCUAUUCUAAGCGCCUCUAAACGCCGCAGGGCGUAAUAGUACGCCCUCAUGGUUUUUCUUACUUACCCGGUCGCUGGCGUGGGUCGGGAGACUCACCUGGGAUCCCAGGGAGUCCCCCGCGGCAGAUCCUGCCUCCUCCGCCCCCUCCUCCCCCCUUGCCAUGUGAGAGUGAGGUCCUUGCGAGGACCUCACAAUCACAUGGCCGGGUUAGCUGGCUGCUGCAUUGCCUGUAAUGACAGUCCCCCUGUUGGCUGAAUUCAAAUAAUCAACAGUUAAAAUCAGUGUAAAAAUAUAUAUAUAUACACACAUAUACAUACACACACAUAGACUGUCUAGGUGUAUUUUACUAUUAAUAUAUAUAUAUAAUUAUAUAUAUAUAUAUAUAUAUAUAUAUAUAUAUUAAUAUCAAAUUACACGUAGACUGAUACUGAUUAAAUAUAUAUAUAUAUAAUUAUUGUUAUAUAUAUAUUUAUAUAUAAUAUAAAAAAUAAAAAAAAAUAAAAAAAAUAAUUAAAAAAUAUAUAGAUGUGUGGUAUUUCAUGCUAAACGUAUUGUAAUAUUAACCCCUUAGCGACCGAGGACGGUUCAGGACCGUCAUCGGCAUUUUUGCCUUGAGGACCGAUGACGGUCCUGAACCGUCCUAACGGUCUGGGGGUACUUACCCGAUCGCCGUCGUUCCCCCGGCGGCGAUCAGUGUUCCUCUGGUUGUGGGGAGACUGCCUGCAGCCCAGACAGUCUCCCCACACUGAUUUAGGACCCCUGUGGCCAUGUGAUCGCUUAACACAGCGAUCACAUGGUCACAAUAGGUGUCCAUAGUGCUGCCUGCAGGGGGACUGUCUGUGCUGACAGGCAGUCUCCCUGCUAAUGUAAAAUCAAAAAUAAAAAUAAAGUUAAUGGUAAUAAAAAAAUAAUAAUAAUUAUAUAGGUGUAUAUAUGAUAUAUAGACAUAUAAUAUAUCUAUAUAAUAUAUGUCUAUAUAUCAUCUAUAUAAUGCCAUACUAAGUGUAUUUUUAUAUUAAUAUGUACUUAUAUUAAUAUAAAAAUACACCUAUAAUUAAAUUACACACGUAUAUAUAUAAUAUAUAUAAUAACUAUAUAUAUUAUAUAUAUAUAUUAUUAUAAAAUAUAAAUAAUAAGUAAUUUAAAUUAAAUUAAAAUUUUUUUAAAUAAUAAUAAAAAAAUUAAAAAAAUUAUAAAUCUAUAUGAAAUUUUAUUCUAACUGUAUUUUAAAAUUAAUAUAUAUAUAUUUAUAUCAAAAUACACUUAGAAUGAAUUUGUAUAUAUAUCUAUGUAUAUAAAAAUAAAUAAAAAUAAUAAGAAAUAUACAUAUGUCCAUAUACAAAAUUGCAUAAAUAAUUAUAUAAAUAUACACGUAGACUUCAAAUAUAUAUAAAUAUGCAUAAAUAUUUAAAUUCUACGUGCGUAUUUAUGUAAUAGUUUUACAUAAUUCAGUAAUUUUAUUGAUUGCAAUUUAAGGGACCUGCCUGCCAACCCAGGCCGAAAUUCCAGAGAAUUGAAUUUGCUAGCACUGUAUUUUACCCUGUAAUGUUCUACGACACCCUAAAACCUGUAAAUGGGGGGUACUGUUUUACUCGGGAGACUUCGCUGAACACAAAUAUUAGUGAUUCAAAACAGUAAAACAUAUCACAGCGAUGAUAUUGUCAGUGAAAGUGACUUUUUUUGCAUUUUCACACACAAACAGCACUUUUACUGAUGAUAUAAUUGUUGUGAUACGUUUUCCAGUUUUUAAACACUAAUAUUUGUGUUCAGCAAAGUCUGCUGAGUAAAACAGUACCCCCCAUGUACAGGUUUUAUAGUAUUUUUGAAAGUUACAAGGUCAAAUAUAUGGGUCAAAUAUUUUUACAUUGAAAAUGGCCAGGUUGCUUACCUUGCCUUUGAGAGCGUAUGGUAGCCCAGGAAUGAGAAUUACCCCCAUGAUGGCAUACCAUUUGCAAAAGAAGACAACCCAAGGUAUUGCAAAUGGGGUAUGUCCAGUCUUUUUUAGUAACCACUUGGUCACAAACACUGGCCAAAAUUAGCGCUCAAUUUAGUUUUUUUACUUUUUUCACACACAAACAAAUAUGAAUGCUUACUUUGGCCAGUGUUUUUGACUAAGUGGCUACUAAAAAAGACUGGACAUACCCCAUAUUGAAUACCCUGGGUUGUCUACUUUUAAAAAAAUAUGUACAUGUGGGGUGUUAUUCAGAGAUUUAUGACAGAUAAUAGUGUUACAAUGUCACUAUUGAUAAAUUUAAAAAAUGUAUGUUUUGAAACCGCAAUAUUCUACUUGUACCUAUAGCCCUAUAACAUGCAAAAAAAAGCAAAAAAGCAUGUAAACACGGGGUAUUUUUAAACUCAGGACAAAAAUUUGAAUCUAUUUAGCAGUUUUUUUAAUUCGCUUUUGUAGAUGAGUAAAAGAUUUUUCAAGUAAAAGUCAAAAAACAUGUAUUUUUUUCAAUUUUUCAUCAUUUUUUUAUUUUUUUAAAAUUAAAAUACAUGAGAUUAUAUAAAUAAUGGUAUGUAAAGAAAGCCCCCUUUGUCCUGAAAAAAACAAUAUAUAAUUUGUAUGGGAACAGUAAAUGAGAGAGCGGAAAAUUCCAGCCAAACACAAACACCACAAAAGUGUAAAAAUAUGCCUGGUCGCAAAUGUACAACAUCGCAAAAACAGUCCAGUCCUUAAGGGGUUAAUAUAUAUAUAUGUUUAUAUCAAAAUACACAUAGAACUAAAUAAUAUAUAUCUAUAUACCUAAAUAUAUACGUAUAUAUCACUAUAUAUAUAUAUACCUAUAUAUAAUUUAAAAUAUUUUAAAAAUUAUAUAUAUAUAUAUAUAUAUAUAUAUAUAUAUAUAUAUAUAUAUAUAUAUAUAUAUAUAUAUAUAUAUAUACAUACGUAAAUAUAUACAUAUAUAUUUAUGUAAUAUUUUUACAUAAUUAGGUAUUUUAAUUAAUUACAAUUAGCGGAACCUGCCUGACAACCCAUGCCGAAAGUAUAGGUAAUUUAAUUUGCUAGCACUAUAUUUAACCCUAUAACUUUCCAAGACACCAUAAAACCUGUACAUGGGGGGUACUGUUUUACCUGGGAGACUUCGCUGAACACAAAUAUUAGUGUUUCAAAACAGUAAAAUGUAUUAAAACGAUGAUAUCGCCAGUAUAAGUGACUUAGUGCUGUUUUUCACAGACAAACAGCACUUACACGAUAUUAUUGCUGUGAUACUUUUUACUGUUUUGAAACACAAAUAUUUGUGUUCAGCGAAGUCUCCCGAGUACAACAGUACCCCUCAUGUACAGGUUUUAUGGUGUUUUCAAAAGUUACAGUGUCAAAUAUAAGGCUUGUGUUUCAUUUUUUUCACAUUAAAAUUUGCCCGAUUGGUUACAUUGCCUUUGAGACCCUAUGGUAGCCCAAAAAUGAAAAUUACCCCUAUGAUGGCAUACCAUUUGCAAUAGUAGACAACCCAAGGUAUUGCAAAUGGGGUAUGUCCAGUCUCUUUUAGUAGCCACUUAGUCACAAACACUUGCCAAAAUUGGCGUUUUUUGCAUUUUUCACACACAAACAAAUAUUAACGCUAACUUUGGCCAGUGUUUGUGACCAAAUGGCUACUAAAAAAGACUGGGCAUACCCCAUUUUCAAUAUCUUGGACUGUCUACUAUGGCAAAUUGUAUGCCAUUAUGGGUGUAAAUUUCAUUCCUGGGCUACUAUACAGUCUCAAAGGCAACGUAACCAAUCUGGCGAAUUUCAAUUUCAAAUGUAAUGUGCUGUAUUUGACCCUGUAACUUCCCAAAACACCAUAAAACCUGUACAUAGGGGGUACUGUUUUACACGUGAGACUUUGCUGAAUACAAAUAUGUUUAUUUUAUUGCAGUAAAAGCAAACAGUAUUAUGACAUUGACAGUUAAAUUGUCAUGUAGAACUAAAAAAAUAACAAAAUUUCUUAUUUUCUCCCAUUUUUUUCAUGUUAUGUUUCAUAGCUAAAUAUUUGAUAUUAAAUGAAAGCCCUGUUUCCCCUGAAUAAAAUGAUAUAUAAUAAGGGUGGGUGCAUUUAAUAUGAAAGAGGUGAAUUACGAUUGGACAGACAUGUAGCGCAAAUGCCAGGUUUUGUUUAUGUUUUGUUUUGUUCACAACGUGCACAUUUGGCUCAGUCCUUAAGGGGUUAAAUAAUGUAUUUGUUUACGCAAAGUUAAUACAAGUAACCAGAAGGGGAGCUCUACAUAGAAAGAAGCCUAAUUAAUUGAAAUUGAAAUUGACACUCCCCAGGAUUUUUACUAUUUUGUUUUCUUAUUCAUAUAUUUAACCAAUAUGUAUUAGUGACAUGUGAAAUUGUCACCCUGGCAUGAUGUAAUUUGAACACUUAAAAAAAAAAAUAGGCCAAGAUGUUGUCCUGUUUCUAAAACCAUCAUUGGGUAACACGGCUGUUGUUUCCCACAUAUGUUUACCUAUAGGUUUGUGACAUUGAGCAGGGCAUUAGCUUCAUGGAGUAAGGAAUUGUGACACUGAUUUAUUGAGCAGAUUUAGGGGUCAGAGUUACAUUCUGGCACACCUCUUUAAAUAUCACUAUCCUCCACUGCUUGGUUAUCUACUGUGUAUCCAUAAAACCUGCAUCCUUUUAUCUUACUCUAUUUUAACUGCAUGAACUUAAUGUAUAGCUUUUCCGUUCUAUUUCCAAGUUAAUUUUUACCUUAUGUCCUUGGCACAGAUCGAGUUGCACAGAAUAUUAUAAAAUCCCACAUGGAGACAUGUCAAUAUACAGUGGACGAACUGCAUCAAUUAGCUUGGCAGACACAUACCUAUGAAGAAAUUAAAUUAUAUCAAAACAAGGUAUAGUAUAGACCCCCAACUAGGGGCUGCCAUUUUACCAUUUCAUCUAAUUCCUGAGUCUAAGUCCAUAAGUCUUUAGGGAACAUAUCAUAUAAGGCUGAAUUAUCUUUGCAGAGUAGGGCUUACUCACUGAAUAAAAAUUCUCCCAUUGUCUUCACUGGAAUUGCUAUACAGCAAACAGGAUAAAUACUUGCUCUAUUAAGAGAAUCCAGACCAUAAAUUGUAAUAUAGAGAGCUUAAAAUAAUAUAUGCAUAAUUCAGCAAAAAUUUUGAAUAAAUGCACCAACUGUAAGAUAUCAAGGUCCACAAAAUAAUUUAGAAGCACCUACAUUCAGAAACACCAAAAAUGUGACACUGUAAUUACGUCAGUAUUUUUACAGGUUUAGUGACUUAUCAGCUGUGAUGGCCAAAUGUUGGCAAUCUAGCUGCUUCUAUUGUUUUCCAUAACUCAGUUGGAGACUACUUACCUGAGGUCUUGCUCUUGAGAGCCAAAAGCUCCUGGUAGGGUUAGCUCCAGGUUCUGUGAUGUACAGCAAUAGUUAAACAGGAAAGGUCCUUGAAGGGAAGGUGUUCCAUGGUCCUGAUUAUUCUUGUGUGGAAUGUCGUGCCAAUAUGGUUUGGGGCCACUUAGAUAUAUUGCAUAGAGGUAUUGUAAGGGAUGAGGCUGCACAAUCGAGUAGAGGCCCAUUAUACAAUUAGAUUUAGUUGCAUGUGACUGAAAUAUACAUCUCAAAGUUAGCUGAGGAAAUGAGUGUGAAAAAUUGGGAAUGGUUUUCACAUUUUUUUAAUAUUUUUUUUUUUUUAUUAACUGGACUUUAAAGGAAUCUGUGCAGCAGAUAGGAAUAGAUAUUUAUGUUAUUUUGAGUUAUUUUGAACAAAGGAGGAGACUAAAACGUAUAUCACAAUUAAGAGUCUAGAGACAUUGUAAAUAAGAAUGUUGAUUGCAAAGUAUAGAAUACAGGUAGCAAUGAUAUAGCACACCCAUAAGAUGUAAAAGACUUCAUAAUGUAGCUGUAAUAUAGCAAAAGGCUCUUCACACAACAUUAUUUUUUUUAACAUCCGAUCUCUAACUGAUGUCAGCCAUUUUGGCUUGCUUUUUUUUGCCUGCAGUUAGAGGUCAUAUAUUUUAAUUGUCCAUUUUAUUGGCUCUCUCUUAUAGUGCAAUAAUUGGUGUAGCUAACAGCAGCCAAGCACAGAGCAGUAGAGAAUGUAACAAUUGCUACACCAAUGGUACCAAUUGCUAGACCAACUGCAAAACAGUCAAUUAAAAUGCACAUUUAAAUGUCAUGCAAAAUAUAAAAUGUAGGAUUCCCCAGAAUCACUAGUUCACCAUAAUCCAUAGUUUAUGAACAUCCAUGUGUGUCUAUGGCUGCAGACUUCAUACCUCUCAGCGGUCCCAGAAGCAGAGAAGACCAUAGAGACUAACUGUCAGUUUUCAAACACAUGUAUGGCUGAAGAAAUCUGUCAUAUAUUAAAAGUGUUAAUGUGUUUUUAUUUGUUUUUAAAUCUCUUUUCGUGAAUACUUGAUAUACGGAAUAUUAUGCUAAAAAUAUAUUUUGAAGUGACAAUUGAAUUUUAAGGCACAUAGUUAGUAAGUCAUUAGAUCAGUUCUCAAGGAGCAAACUGCAUUGAAGUCAUUGAGCUCAUGGACAGAGUAUUUUAACAACCAACACUCUAUGGGCAUAACCAGUAAUGCAACCGUAUCACUGACAUUCCAUCUUAGGACCAUCACAGUUCCAAAACUUUGAUUGUAUUGAGACAAUUUUAGCUUUGACCAAACCGUUAGGUGUAAACAAAUUGUAUUUGAUAUUUUACUGCUUCAUGGUGUUUUACAGACAAGAGAAGCUUUGUGGCAGCAGUGUGCCAUUCAAAUCACCCAUGCUAUUCAAUAUGUGGUGGAGUUUGCAAAGCGAAUAACAGGCUUCAUGGAACUGUGUCAGAAUGAUCAGAUAUUACUCCUUAAGUCAGGUGAGUAGAGAAUAUGUAUGAGGCCUAUCAAGCCCAUUUCUUUCCUGAUAUGUACCUGAUAUCUACCAAAUAACCUCACUGAGCAUUGAAGUGACACCAUAGUCAGGAUGGUGCAAAGGGACUCCAGACAAUGUGUUGUUGUUGUUGUUUUUUUUUUGUAUUCAGCAGUGUAGUGUCCCUUUAUAUAUUGAGCUUUUGAAACUGUAAAAAAAUGUGUUUCCUGUUUAUGCUGCAUGUGCAAAGUAUAUUGUUAGCUGUAUCCAUUAUUAAGAAACAUAAAUAAUGUCAUGUGAUCAGGGCUGCCAUCAGAUAUUUUGGGGCCCCUGACACAGCUCAAGUUCUGGGCCCCGGGAGCCCGCCCCCGAGUCUGCUCAUAGUGUCACACCUGAGUCUGCCCACAGGGCCUGCCCCAAGUCUACCCACAAGGAUGAAGUUUGUGUGUAGUGAAUGUGGUGUGUGUUUAGUGGAUGUAGAAUGUGUAAAGUGGAUGAGGUAUGUGUGUCAUGGAUACAGUGUGUAUAGUGGAUGCAGAUUGUAUGUUUAUGUAAUGUAUGUAGUGUUUGUGAGUAUUAGAUGCAGAGUGUGUGUUUGUGUAGUGGAUGUAGUGUGUGUAUAGUGACUGCAGAGUGUGUGUUUGUGUAAGGAUGUAGUGUAUGUAGUGAAUGAAGAGUGCAUGUUUGUGUAGUGGUUGUAGUGUGGUAUAGUGACUGCAGAGUGUGUGUUUGUGUAAGGAUGUAGUGUGUGCAGUGACUGCAGAGUGUGUUUGUGUAAGGAUGCAGUGUGUAUAGUGACUGCAGAGUGUGUGUUUGUGUAAAGAUGUAGUGUGUGUAGUGACUGCAGAGUGUGUGUUUGUUUAAGGAUGUAGUGUAUGUAGUGAAUGAAGAGUGCAUGUUUGUGUAGUGGUUGUAGUGUGAUAUAGUGACCGUAGAGUUUGUGUAUAUUUAUGUAGUAUGUGUUUUGACUACAGAGUGUGUGUUUUUAUAUUUAUGUAGUGUGUGUUGUGACUGCAGAGUGUGUGCUUGUGUAAGGAUGUAGUGUAUGUAGUGAAUGAAGAGUGUGUGUGUAAGGAUGUAUUGUGUGUAGUGAAUGCAGAGUGCAUGUUUGUGUAAGGAUGUAGGGUUUUAGUGAAUGCAGAGUGUGUUUGUGUAAGGAUGUAGUGUGUAUAUAGUGACUGCAGAUUGUGUGUUUGUGUAAGAAUCUAUUGCGUGUAGUGCCUGCAGAGUGUGUGUUUGUGUAUUUGUUGUAGUGUGGUAUUGUGACUGUGGAGUGUGUGUUUGUGUAAGGGUGUUAUGUGUGUAGAGUGACUGCAGAGUGUGUGUGUGUGCAAGGGUGUUAUGUGUGCCUAUGUUCCUGUGUGUCCAACUUGUCUGGUUACAACUACAUGUCUGUUCGUCCACCCAUUGUAAAGUUGUAGUAUAGGGUGUAACAUGCAUAAUGUGGGGGGGAGCAUAUGUUAUUAUUAUUUAUAAUUUUUGAUUUAUUAUUAACCCCUUAAGGACCGAGGACGGUUCAGGACCGUCAUCAGCAUUUUUCCAUUGCCGACCAGUGACGGUCCUGAACCGUCCUAACGGUCUUAUGUACUUACCCGGUAUGGGGACACUGCCUGCAGCCCAGACAGUUUCCCCAUGGCGGAUUAGGACCCCUGGGGCCAUGUGAUCGCUCAACAGAGCGAUCACAUGGUCACAAUAGGUGUCCAUGUGUCUGCCUGCAGGGAGACUGCCUGUGCUGACAGGCAGUUUCCCUGCUAGUGUAAAAUCAUUAAAAAAAAUAACUGUUAAUGUUAAUAAAAAAUCAAUAAUUAUAUAUGUGUAUAUGAAUAUGAUAUAUAGACAUAUAUUAUAAUCAUAUAUAUAAUGUCAUAGUGUAUUUUUAUAAUAUGUACAUAUAUUAAUAUAAAAUACACUUAUAAUUAAAUUACACACGUAUAUAUAUAUAAUAUAUAUAAUAACUAUAUAUAUUUUAUAUAUAUUUUAUUAUAAAAUACAAAUAAUAAGUAAUUUAAAUUAAACAAAAAAGUAAAAAUAAUAAUAAAAAAUGUAAAAAAAUUAUAUAUCUAUAUAAAAUGUUAUUCUAACUGUAUUUUGAUAUUAAUAUAUAUAUAUAUAUAUAUAUUAAUAUAUAUAUAUAUAUAUAUAUAUAUUAAUAUAUAUAUAUAUAUAUAUAUAUAUUAAUAUCAAAAUACACUUAGAAUGAAAUUGUAUAUAUAUUUAUGUCCAUAUACAAAAUUACAUAAAUAAUUAUAUAAAUAUACACAUAGACUUCAAAUAUAUAAAUAUGCUUAUAUAUUUAAAUUCUAUGUGCGUAUUUAUGUAAUAUUUUUACAUAAUUAAGUAAUUUUAUUGAUUGCAAUUUGAGGGACCUGCCUGCUAACCCAGGCCGAAAGUCCAGAGAAUUUAAUUUGCUAGCACUGUAUUUUACCCUGUAAUGUUCUACAACACCCUAAAACCUGUACAUGGGGGGUACUGUUUUACUCUGGAGACUUUGCUGAAAACAAAUAUUAGUAAUUCAAAACAGUAACACAUAUCACAGCGAUGAUAUUGUCAGUGAAAGUGACUUUUUUUGCAUUUUUCACACACAAACAGCACUUUUACUGAUUAUAUAAUUGUUGUGAUAUGUUUUCCAGUUUUAAAACACUAAUAUUUGUGUUCAGCAAAGUCUCCUGAGUAUAACAGUAACCCCCAUGUACAGGUUUUAUAGCGUUUUUGAAAGUUAUAGGGUCAAAUAUAUGGCUUAAAUAUGUUUACAUUGAAAAUGGCCAGGUUGGUCACGUUGCCUUUGAGAGCGUAUGGUAGCCCAGGAAUGAGAAUUACACCCAUGAUGACAUACCAUUUGCAAAAGAAGACAACAAAAAGUAUUGCAAAUGGGGUAUGUCCAGUAUUUUUUAGUAACCACUUAGUCACAAACACUGGCCAAAAUUAGCGUUCAAUUUAGUUUUUUACUUUUUUCACACACAAACAAAUAUGAACGCUAACUUUGGCCAGUGUUUGCGACUAAGUGGCUACUAAAAAAGUCUGGACAUACCCCAUAUUGAAUAUCCUGGGAUGUCCACUUUAAAAAAAAUAUGUACGUGUGGGGUGUUAUUCAGAGAUUUAUGACAGAUAAUAGUGUUACAAAUGUCACUAUUGAUAAAUUUUAAAAAUGUAUGUUUUGAAACCGCAAUAUCCUACUUGUACUUACAGCCCUAUAACAUGCAAAAAAAUAGCAAAAAAGCAGGUAAACACUGGGUAUUUUUAAAUUCAGGACAAAAUGUUGAAUCUAUUUAGCAGUUGUUUUUAUUCGCUAUUUGUAGAUGAGUAAAAUAUUUUUUUAAUUAAAAGUAAAAAAACAUGUAUUUUUUUCAAUUUGUCAUCAUAUUUUUUCAUUUUUUAAAAAUUAAAUUACAUGAGAUUAUAUAAAUAAUGGUAUUUAAAGAAAGACACUUUUGUCCUGAAAAAAACAAUAUAUAAUUUGUAUGGGAACAGUAAAUGGGAGAGCGGAAAAUACAGCUAAACACAAACACCACAAAAGUGUAAAAAGAUGCCUGGUCGCAAAUGUACAACAUCGCAAAAACAGUCCGGUCCUUAAGGGGUUAAACAUUUUGAUUUCUUCCCCUCUCCCUGUGUCUUACCUCUGUCCAGGGAGUGGAGCUAUCACAUUCCCUGGUUGUCCAGUGGCAUGGUGAGGCACCCUACCCCCCAGCUACCUGUUACUGCAGGGGGCCCAUCUUCACUUCCCAACUGCUCUGCCUAAGUGUCGCAAUCCGCGUGGAGCAUUGGAAGACUUUGCUUUAAGUUUUGCAAGUGCCGCGGUCGUCAGUGUUGCCAUGGGUUACCAUGGCAACGCUUCGCGUCGUUUGCGAGACUUAGACAGAGCAGCUGGGAAGUGAAGAUGGUGUGUGCUGGGCCCCCUGCAGUAACAGGUAGCUGGGGGCCCCAAAGAGAAUCGCUAUAUAUAUGUGCACAUAGUUAAUGUGGGGCAAGGGACUCUCUGAGCAGUCUAGUCCCCCCAGGACCGCCAGGCCCAUGACAACUGUCACGGUUGUCAUGCCCUGAUGGCGGCCCUGCAUGUGAUUAUGUCUAAUUGUAUUUUAUUAAUAAUUUUCUUAUGUGUAUUAGUGUAUCUCACGUCACUCUAUAGUCAUGUGACCAAACAGAAUUUACUGACUGGUGAAAAGGCUAUGUGCUGUCAAACAAAACUGAUGCAGUUAUAGGUUCUGUGUGCUUGGCACUAUUGUUAACAUAAAAUAUCACAGAUCUACGUAUCUGUUUAUGUUUAACACUUGUAUUAAGUUUUAUUGAUCUGGGACUACAACUAUAAAGUGGAUCUGUCUGCUUUUCAGUACAGUAUCAGCUGAAUGAUAAGUCUCCCUUGCAUAUUUGUCUAACUUGCAUGACUGCUGACUACUUAAAGGGACACUCUAGACCCCUAAAGCACUGUAGCUUGCUGAAAAGCUUUAUGUGUGACCUUUUUUUCCAUUUUGGAAACAGUGCAGAUUUUAAUAGAAAUUUACACUUUUAUAAAUUGUAUUGGUUACACCUCCUGGCUUUUCAAGCAGACAUGUCCUGUUACUUCCUGGUUUGUUUAGCUCAAUAAAGCUGAACUUAAAAGGCAAAAAUUGCCUAGAACGCCUGCCUUGCUAAGACUCUCAUUGAGUUGCGCUGGGAAGUCUGUGAUUGGACAGCCACAGGCAGUCUGUACAGGGUUAGAAGAGGAGGGCUUGCAAAGACAGCAGACAAGAGAUUUUCAGUUUGUACAAGCUCUCUCUAGAUAAAACUUCAAUGAAAAAUGCAUCAUUAAAUGCAUACACAUUUUAAUUUGGGGUAUAUCUACUAAAGAGUGAUCUUUUUUAUUUUGCAUUUGUGCAGGGAAGUGUCACCCCUGCACAAAAAAAUUUAGCAUUUCCUGAAGAUAAAAUCUUUAUCUCACUGACAUUCCAACUCAUGCAAAAGCUUUCAGAAGACAAAUUAGAGACCUCUUUGUCCCGUUUAUUUUUCCUAGCCUUGACAAAGGUUGAUAAAAAGGCAGAGCUACCAAUGUCAAGCUAUGUCAAUCUCUCAGCUGUCACUAGUGAGACAUUGGAUCCUCCAUACUCAUACGAGUACAAUACUCAUGUUUGCUUAUGGCAGAUGAAGAGCCAGAAGCUGAAGAGGACCAACAGCAAGACGACGGAAGUAGUCACUAGGGACAGGUUCAGGUAAGUAAAACUCACAUCUCCUCCCAUCCUGUGGCCACCUCACUGCAGUUGGCAAAGUCAACAUAGGGGGGUUUUGCUAAAUAUGCAAAGACCACAGGAAGUGAGAGAGCCACUUUAAUAAAAGUGACGUUCAGUUACGUCACCCAAGUAAAAACAGACCACAAACUCAUUAGUCAUUAGUCAAUAGGGCAAUGGUCACAGUUUUACUUCAAUUUAAAUAAGUCAGCAAUGGAAAAUCAUGCAAAUUAAGUUGAUAUUAAAAAUACCAAAGAACUGAGAUCAUACUCUCAGGUAGCUGUAAAUACUUAAGGCAGACAUAGGGCUAAAGCAGUGUAUUACAGAGAAUCUGUGAAUGCUCUGAUAAAAGUUUGACACAUUUGAUUAAAUGAGUAUAAAGUAUACAAAUAUAGACUGAUGCAAAAGGCUAACAUCGAGUAUCAGAAAAUAUGAGCAGAUAUUUAGCACCAACAUAUUCUGAGGUGCUUUAUAACUACAGCAAGGGAUAUUUGGAGGUGAAGAAGUACCUGCUAAAAAAAGUUUACAAUCUGCGAGGAUUUGAAGUAGGGUGAUAUUUAUCAUUAAGUGUCUUGGCAAAGAACACUUACUGGUGAGGCGGUCUGACCAGGAUUCUAAUUGGGGUUUUACCAGAUUUAAGGCAGUGAUGUUACCAUUACCCUAAUAAUACUAUGGUGCUGAUUGUGAAAACAAUCACUAAAAAAAUAAUGUGGCACUUGGCCACUUGGGAGACGUAAAGCUACUGAAAUAGAAUUGAAAAAAGAAUAACAAAUCUUUCUUUGAAAAAAGGGGGUCCCAAGUUAAAAGACUAUGGUUACCGAUUCUCAAAAAAAAGGUUAGAUUACCCACAUAUAACAUGUAUAGCCCACUAUAAUUGGUAAGAAACAAAAAAUUUAAAUAUGAACUUUAUUAGUAUUUAAUGGGCAUAUCUACAUAAUAGUGAAAAAGAAAAAAAAAGACAGUGAAAAGCAUGAAAGUGACUUGUGAAAAGUGUAAUAUUAAAAAGGAGAAACCUAGGGGGUCUGCCUAUCUGGCUUGGAAAUAUCAAGCACAGCAAGCGUAGGAAUAUAUACUAAUUCUUGAUCAACCCAAGUAGAAAGAUAGUAUCAAGAAAGACAGCUGUUUAGUGAUGAAAUGUUAUUCCAAGUGGAAGGCUAAAAUCUAGCCAAUUAAAUAGCAGCAGUAUAUGGGGAACAGAAGACUUCUUUGCAACUAUAAUCAGGGUUGUGGUUUGUAGUGGGGAAGGGGGUAGGUAAUUAUUGCUAUGAACUCCUACCCUCAUGUUUUCCCCUUAAAAUCCCAUAUUCACCCUCUUUUAAGGGGAGUUUGGUCUAAUUAUUAUGGUGGGGGUGGCAAAUUAACACUCUAUAUACACCUACCCUCCUGUUCCUUAUAAUCAGACUCUACUAAUAUACCAGUUUACUUCCAAUAUCUUACAUUAUCUCUAUCAUUGUAUCUACCCAUACCUUUUAUUCACCUUUUUGAACAUCUCUAAUAUUUCCAAUAUCUCUCAUUUUCAAAAUAUAUCUAAUUUUGAAUCUAAAUGCCAAGCUUUAUUCUUAUGAUCCCCAUAGACUGCUGCUAUUUAAUAGGCUAGAUUUUAGCCUUCCACUUGGAAUAACAUUUUAUUACUAAACAGCUGUAUAUAGUCUCACGCUUGCUGUGAUUGAUAUAUAUAUAAGCCAGAUAGGCAGACCCCCUAGGUUUCUCUUUUUUAAUAUUACACUUUUCACAAGUCACUUUUGUGUUUUUCACUUUGUCUUUAUUUGUAUUUUUCACUUUUGUGUAGAUAUGCCCUUUAAAUACUAAUAAAGUUCAUAUUUUAAUUUUUUGUUUCUUACCAAUUAUAGUGGGUUAUACAAGUUAUGUGUGGUUAAUCUAACCUUUUUUUGAGAAUCGUUACCCAUAGUCUUUUGACUUGGGACCCCUUUUUUUAAAGAAAGAUUUGUUAUUCCUUUUCAAUUUUGUCUUUUCUGGGUUAAGCCCAUAUUACCUAUUUAGUCCACUCUUGACUCUGCCCCUCUAGUCGUGUAAUGUUUUCUGAAAGCUACUGAAAUAAUUCAUUUAAAAGGGGCAUCAUCUAUUCAUCUCCAGAAAACUAUAAACAGCUUGUUACAAUAAUAAAUCGUGCUCUUGUGCAUAUGGAACUAAUGUUGCGAGUAGCACAACACUUGGCUGUAAUUCAUUUUCAUAAUUAUUGCAGCUGUUCCUGUACUUGGCAUGACUUUUCUACAAACGAAUUAGGUUAAUUCCAUAUUACUCAGUUUGUGAAAAUGUUGAAAAAAAAGUUAAAAUUAGAAUAACAAUUGAAUGUAUAAAACCAAUUCUCCAUGUAAUUCACAAUUAGCACAAUUACAAUAGUAAAUAUGACAAUGCUUGCUAACAGACAGCUAAUAAUAACUGCUUUGUUAUCCUGUGUCCAGGAGAUAUCAUAUUUCUGAUUGAUUAUUCAGCUUCUUUAUUUAAUUCUCUAUUUGGUUUUGGUUAAUGAUUUGCUCUACUUAAUCAUUGUUGUUUCAUGUUUCUCUUUAAUUUUUUGUUUCUUACAAAAAAUUGACUUAAAUCAAAAUAAGAUAAUGUUAUUAGUGAACAUGAUUGCUACACUGAUCAUAAAUAUCUAAACCUAUUAAAAUGACUCUAGUACAUUUUGUCACUGUCACAGCCAGGGGCGUAUUAGCCGCGAGGCAAACAAGGCAUUUGCCUUGGGCGGCAUUUUUCAGGGGGCGGCAAAAAACGCCGCCCCCCAAAUGCCCAGGGCAAAUGCCUUGUUAGCCUCGCGGCUAACAGACAUCCCGAGCGGGCGGGCGGCGCUGGCAGGCGGGCGGCUGGCGAGGGAGCACUUCCUCUGAGCUGUCAGCUCAGCUCCCUCGCGCACCGCAAAGUGAGACUGGGAGCCGGAAGAUGAUGUCAUCUUCCGGCUCCCAGCCUCACUCUGCAGCCGGCGCGCGAGGGAGCUGAGCUGACAGCUCAGAGGAAGUGCUCCCUCGCCAGCCGCCCGCCUGCCAGCCCGACCUGCAGCCACUGGACCACCAGGGAGAGAGACCCCCCCCAGCACUCCCAAAGGUAAGGAGGUUGGGGGGGGAUUUAAAUAAAAAAAAAGUUAAUGUGUGUUUGUGUCUGACUGUGUGUGUGACUGUGUGUGUGUUUGUCUGACUGUGUAUGUGUCUGACUCUGUGUGUGUCUGACUGUGUUUGUGUAUGUGUGUGUGUGUUUGUGUCUGACUGUGUUUGUGAGUGUGUCUGUUUGUGUCUGACUGUGUGUGUCUGACUGUGUUUGUGAGUGUGUGUGUGUUUGUAUCUGACUGUGUUUGUGAGUGUGUGUGUUUGUGUAUGUGUGUGUGUGUUUCUGUCUGACUGUGUUUGUCUGUUUGUGUAUGUGCGUGUGUGUUUGUGUCUGACUGUGUUUGUGUAUGUGUGUGUGUUUGUGUGUGUGUGUCUGACUGUGUGUGUGUGUUUGUGUCUGACUGUGUGUGUGUAUUUAGAAGGUGGGGCGGGGGGAAGGGUUGGGUGGGGGUGGUGCGGGGGCAGGGGGGCGCCUGAGUUUUGUCCUGCCUAGGGCAGCACAAAACCAGGAUACACCACUGGUCACAGCUAUGAAUGACAUAUACAUAAAAUGUCACAAAUUGUUUCUUCAUGCUCUACAUUAAAAGUGCUGCCAUGAAAGAUUCACACAUUGCAGGAAGGAAGUGCAUUCAUUAAAAGACCACUCCACUCUUCAGCUUUCUGAAGUGCUUUAUGUGAGUGGAGUCCGUGACAUUUGUGACGGUUUAUAAGAGUUAAUUGAAAUUGUCACUUUUAUAUUUGGUUGGCAGAGACAGCCACUGGGGUUUUAUUCCGCUUCCUUUAGCUCCAUGGAGUAAAUGGAAGUGUCAGUACUAUUAUCACAGCACACUGAAAUGCUUAGAAAAUCUCAAUGAAGCCUCUGAUUGGAGUAUUCGCUGCCACUGAAAAUCUGUGCUAAGGAUAAAGGGGAGGGCUUGAAAAGGCUGCAGACAAGAGAUUUGCUGCUUUCACAAGCUGUUUUUAGAUAUCCAUUCAAAGAAAAAAUGCAGAAAUAAAUUGUAAAUGUUCCCCCCUUUUAUAAUAUUGCAAAGCGCUAUGGAAUUAGUUGGCGCUAUAUUAAAAAAAAAAACAAUAAUAAUAAUAAUAAUAAAAAGGCAGAACAUUUCAAAUGUUUUUAGCAAGAACCAGAUCAAUAUAUAAAAAUUGAAUUAUUCCAUUUGUUGACCUUUUUUAAAACAAUGAGCUAACCCAAAAAUACAUAAAAGUAAAGAUAGGGGCUUAAAUUGUGAACAGGCACACAAUUCCACUUGGCACAUGCCCAUGUAUAUUACUGGUUUACAAGUUAACGAAAAAGACCAUUCGUUUUCAAAUUAUUUUAUUCUGAAAGCCUAGAAGAUCCUCAGCACUUCAUCACUGCUAAUCUUUACCAUGCAUUCAAUCAAUCAUGAAGUUCUCACACAUCCAUCAGCUUCAGUUCUUCACAGAUGAGCAUGAUAAUCUUUUGCAGAAUUAACCUCUGUAGAGUUUGAGAUAAUUAUAAUUGCAGCUAUAGUGUUUCAGACAUCCACAGGAGGCAUUUUCUGUCUGUUUUUUUACUUCCUGGUAAGUAUUCAACAGGACCUAAGAAUUGCAAAAAGAAAAUUGCUUCCCAGGCCUGUUAAAAUAAAAAUAUGCUUAGAAAUAUCCAAUAUUAAAUGCAAUACUUCUUAUAUUUUGAUUUUAAUUACCCAUAAAUUGCAAGUAGAGACUUAUUUCAAAGGAGCAAUUGUGCUAAUGCAGUAGACAAUUGCCCCUGUGACCAGUCUAAGCACAAUUUUAAAAGUUUGUUGACACACACACUGCCACAUAAACACACACUCACACGAAUAUAUACAUAAACAAGGGCACAAAGCAGUGCUUUUUAUGCUCCACCCAGUCCCCCACUGACUUUGACCAUACUUCAGUAAUAAAUAAACUAUGGUGACAGUCAGCAAACUAGUCCCCUAUACAGCACAAAACACAGCAUUACUCCUCCAGAUGGGCUUCAGCUCCUUAUGCCUCAGGAGACCUUUGGCUAAAUCUUGAAGAACACCACAUGGGCUUUGAUGCGGUGACUUGUUUGGAGGCUCAGCCUUCAAAUAGUAUCCUUGUGUGUGGCCCUGACUCCCUCUCCCUGCUUGGCUGUGGCAACAGGAACUUCUCCUGAGGUCUGGCAUGGCCUGAAGAAUCUCUGGCAUUACUGCACAGUCAGAGUAGCUGAACUACUGCCCUGUCUGCACACACCAAAGAGCAGCUGCAGGACACCCAAACUCUCUCGGGCCCUGGUUUCACCAUUGGGUAAAGGAUAAACAGUGGAGAAUAAAGAUUUUUCUGAAAAAGUCAAGACACUCUGAGGGAAACUGAAUUACCACCAACUGGAUCAAAAUAAUUAUUUUGCAAUUACAUUAUUUCACUAAAACUCAUCAAACAUUGUUGUCCUUCUCAUGAAGGAGUUUCUGUGAGAUGAGAUGGCCUAAAAAAGAUGUGAUGUUAUACCAAUAUGUAGUAGGACAGUUUAAGAUAAAAAUAAAACAUCUCUUUCAUUUUUUUCUCUAUUGAAAAUAAAAUAUUGUUUUUGUGGAUUUUGUAACUUUUAUAUAUUUUUUCUUUUGACAGGCUGUUUGGAAGUUGUAUUAGUAAGAAUGUGUCGUGCCUUCAAUCCAUUAAACAACACUGUUCUUUUUGAAGGAAAGUAUGGAGGGAUGCAGAUGUUCAAAUCAUUAGGUACAAUUUUUUUUCUUGUCUAUAUUGAAUGGUCUUAUAUACUUUUGCAUGAAAAUUGAAACUAGACGUAAACAAAGUCUUUAAGCUAAAACUCCAACAUAUCAAGCAAUAAUUUCUAACAGGGAAUCAGAUGUAAAUUUGCUUUCAAAAUUUUCAGGAAUUUUGCUAGAAAAAAAUGUAAAUUGCAGUGGCCUAAAAAAUCCAUUACCGCUGGAAACUCAUUUUCAAUUAGUUUUUUGUUUCCACUGACUUUAGAUGUAUAUAAAAUGCCAUCAGGACCAGCACUACCUCUAAGCGAACUAGGCAGCUGCCUAGGCUGCAACACCCAAGGUCGCACAAUCUCUGGGUGACUGGCAGGAAAGGAGCACACUGCUAAAAUCUCCUCUCCUGCCAGUCACUCCCUAUUGUGUGACCAAGAGGACCAUGGCAAAGGGUCUUCUUUAUCCUCUACCUGGUCUGACACAACAUGCUCAGUAAGAGCAACAAGCAGAUUUCCUGUCAGAACAGGUAGAGGAAACAGGAGAUCUUCUACGAUGGUCCACUCGGCCAAGCUACAUGUGGGUAAACAGGUGGGGGGAAAUACCACAAAGGGAUGGGGGUGUGGGCAGAUGGACAAAGAGGAACACAGAAGGGCUGGAGGGACAAAGAGAUACACAGAGGGGCUGGGUGGACAUAGUAGAUCCAAGUUUUAUUUUUUUUAUUUUUUUUCUACAAAUCUGUUUUAAAAAAUUGAAGGUGACUUUUUUUUGGGUGGUCGGGGUUGCAAAUAGCUGCUCUUGCCUAGAUCGCAAAAUAGUCUAGCAGCAGCCCUGCAUGGCAUUACCAUGUACAGGUUAAUAGUAAAUACUUUAUAAUAUCAUUGAUUUUUUUUGUAGACAUUCUAAAGCAGUGCAUUCCAAUCUGUAUGGGUUCUUUUUGUUUUGUUUUUAAUCAUUUUAUUAAUUAUUCAGUCGAUUACACAGCUAUAAAAGCAGUGUUAACAUGUAGAAAUGUUUCACAAGGAAAUAUUACCUCUUUUAAAAGAGUAUUACAGAAUACAACUAAACCACUAAAGACAAUUAGAUUUUGUGUUUUUCUCACUCCACAUGGUGCUGAUUGAAAUUCUGAGAUUUUAACUAACCAAAAUUAUUAAUUCCUAUAUCACCUGGUCCCUUUCCUUGAUUGGAAUUUGAGCUCCAGGCACAUAUGAGCAAUGAUUAAUAUCUCGUUCUCACUUUGGUUUCAUUGACCUCCAGGUUCUGAUGAUCUAGUGAAUGAAGCAUUCGACUUCGCAAAAAGUUUAUGUUCACUUCAGCUUACUGAGGAGGAAAUAGCCUUGUUUUCUGCAGCUGUACUAAUAUCACCAGGUACUAAAUAAAACAAUUAUUUCAUUAUUCUAUAAUAAUAUAAUACAAAAUAUAUAUAUAGUAAGUUAUACAAAUAUUGUAAAAAAAAAAUCUAAAUAAUUGAAUGGAUUUUUAAGUUUAUUUGAUCUGUCUCUAAAUCUUUGCAUGCAAGAGGAUCAAGAAAACAAUGUUUUUUCCGAGUCCUUGGUACUCAAAAAAAUUUACUUUUGCUUUUGACAUUGAACCAUUUAAGUUAGAAGCUGGCAAAUAGAUCACUCAAAAUUGACUGUAUCAAUUUAUCUCUGUUAAAUUAAUUCUUUAAACACAUGUGACAAAUCCUAAUAUUACUAAUCUUUUAUAAAAUAUGUACAAAACAUUUAAUACAUCAUGUAAAAUAAAUGCUUUGCAGCAACAAGCUAUUUUAAUCUUACCUGUACCAGCAAAUUCCACCUAAAUUAACAUGCUGACCAUGUAAUUACAAUACAAUUAAAUUGAAUCUGUCAUGACAAAUUAACUAUAAAUUGUAAUACCUACUUUAAGGCUCCCAGACUACUUCAUCUCAUUCAAGUGGUGUAGGUGCAGUGCCCCUGUCUGUUUAAUCCUACAAUGUAAACUAAUACAGUUUCUGAGAAACUGCAAUGUUUCAUUGCAGGGUUACAUCCUCCUUUGGUGACUGUCUUCUUGUGGCUGUUACGUUCUCCAAUAGAGGUGCUUUCUGCUCCCUUAUGGAGUUUUACUCCAUGAAACAAUGUUGGACAUCCUCAAGCUUUGUGUGAAAACAUCUAACAUCUUCAAAUUCUCCAUAGUAAAGCUAUCCUUUCCUAUGGGGAAGCUUUAAUGCAUAUGCAGCUCUUGCUGCACAUGCACUUUAGGGCAAACCAGUUCCCUGAUGUCGGGGGAGAAGAAGACCUCGGGAAGGUGCCUCAGUGCUGAAAUUAAAGUUAAAAAAAAAAGACAGGAAUGCUAGGAGGGGAACCUAACAAGUUAGGGAACGGGACUCUAUAGCAUUAGGAAUACAGGAUUGUACUAUAGUGUUCCUUUAAGCAACAUAAUAAUAUCCUAAUGAUAAAUGAUGUAUUUAAUAGCUUAAGGAUAUAGUCAUACAACACUUACCUUAGUUUCUACACAGUUUUGCCAUUCCCCAGAUUCCCAUCCACACCCCAAUUUUCUCUUACCUUCUGUCUCCUUCCUCCAAUGGACCAGUGAAACACCUCACCAACCAGCCAAAAUGCUGAUUUAUUUUGCCAGCCCUUUGGCAUCUGAAAGGAGUGAUAUCUGCUCAUAAUGGAGUAACAUCUGCAAGUCAUGCUCACCAGAGGAUAAUCACAGCAGUAACAGUGCAUGCACUGUAGUUGCUGUGAUAAGACCAGGAUUGCUUCAUGUAGGUACCAGGUAAAAGGAAGUUGAAAUCUACCAUAACAAUGUUCAUAAAUCUUGUACUUGGUUUAAAUUAGUCUCGUACAAGGUUUGCUCCACUAACAUUUUAUGUAAUGUUUUGUGUUCCAUGACAGGUGCACUUUAACGAUAAAGUAUUUGGGAUAUAUAGACAUUCAUCUUUAGUCUUUGUUUUUUUGUUAAACACUAUACUCUUAUAAUCAUAAUGCUUGUUGUGUUGAUGGUUUCAGUUGCCUAACAUGUUUAUUAUUUUGUUUUGUUAUUUCUGGUUCAGAACGACCUUGGCUGAUAGAGCCAAGAAAAGUCCAGAAACUUCAAGAAAGGAUUUAUUUUGCACUUCAGCAUGUGAUUCAGAAGAACCACUUAGAUGAUGAGACUUUGGCAAAGGUUAGUCUUUUGAUACACAAUGGGAAUUUUGAAAGUGGCACUUUUAUUAAAGCAGCAGUGUAAUUGUACAAUGAUAAACUCUAUCUGUAUCUUUCCACUGACAACAUAUUUUUUCCCUACAAAUCACAUAAAUUAAGGCAGAUUUUCUGGGAAAAGUGUUUCAAAUUAGGUUAACCAUUUAACUAUAUUAAAGAAGCACUCCACACACCUGAAUGACUUUUGCCUGCUGAAGUGCUUUAUCUGUGAAGUGUGUCCUCUUUUUUCACUUGGCAAAAAGUACAGAUUUCAAUAGAAAUUGAUACUUUUAUAAAUUAAGUUUCUUAUUGGCUGUUAAUCAGACAACAGGUCGUGUUACUUCCUGGUUUGAUUAGCUCAGUGGAACUAAGUUCAAGAGGCAGCAAUUGCCCAAAUCAUGUGCCUUGCAAAGACUUCUUAUUGAGCUGUAUUGGUUCUGUGAUUGGACAGCCACAUAAAGUCUGAGCUGAGGAAGAACGAGAGGGCAUUCAAAGGUUGCAGAGAACACAUCUGUGGUUAUUGUAGGCUGUUUUUAGAUAUACUUCCAAUACAAAAAGUGCAUAAUUAAAUGAAUGUAUGUUUUCAUUGGAGGUAUAUCUACUAAACUGCUAUUUUUCUUUUUAUGUGGGCAGCGAAAACCUACCAUGCUCAUGUGUUUUUAAAUGCACUACAUAUCCUAUGAUCCCUGAGUUGACCACUAAGUCCAAACAGCAUCCUAUCCAUGUCUUCUCUUUAGAAGUAUAUAGCUAGGUGCCAAACAUUUUGUGGUGUGACCAAACAGGACAAAACUCCCAACUUGCAUAUCUCAAGUUGGACUUUAGAAAGUUCCCCUUGGGCAGAGAAACUUGAGAAAUCAUGUUUCCACAACUAUCCCAGAGUUUCCGGCUUGACAUUCAAAUGAGUACAGACAUUGUUUUAAACACAUGGAUUAUGAUCUGAAAGUAUCAGUCACUAGAAACCAACCAUGGACUGUACUUUUGCAACCUUAUGGCACUGGUUCAAGCUCACAUUUCUGUGCCCGUAGGGUGUGGGGGCGCUUCUCAAAGCCCAACUAGAGAUAUGCCGGUGAUGCAUUUUCUAUUAGCACUGUAGGGAGUUUUAUUGUGUUUGGACUCUAUGAACUUUUAGGCACCUAGCUAUAGUCUCUCUGAGAGACUUUAACAUCCAGACCAGAACCAGCACCAUGCUGGUUAACAUUUUCAUGUCUGGUCUCUGGUAACUGAUCCUUUCGUAUCAUAACCCAUGCUUUGGUUUACAAAAAUGUUGUGUUUAAAACAAUGUCCAUUACUAAGGAUAUGUGCAAAAAUGUAGAGUAAAGUCUGAAGCAUAAUGUCUGUUUGUGCUCAUUUGCAUGUGCUCAUUUGCAAGCUAUGAGCUCUCGGAUAGUUGUGGAGCAAGUGGAAACAUGAUUUUUUGAGCUUCUGUGCCCAAGGAGGACUUCUCAAAGUCCAACUUGAGAUAUGCAGGUGAUACACAACAGUUAUUUUUCUUUAGAAGUAUGAGACAUGCUAAAAUAUCACCGUUAUCUAGAUAGGCGACACACACACACAUACAAACACAAAAAUACAUAAAGUUGUAUGCACUUAACUGUUCUUUGAAAGUUAAUAAAACUUGCUGUUUCUUUUCUUCACAGUUAAUAGCCAAGAUACCAAACAUAACUGCACUUUGCAACUUGCAUGGAGAGAAGCUGCAGGUUUUUAAACAAUCUCAUCCAGAGAUAGUGAACACACUGUUCCCCCCAUUAUAUAAGGAACUUUUCAAUCCAGAUUCAGGCACUGGCUGCAAGUAAAGACAGUGGGAUUUUUCACAUUGCUUUGGAAUGCAUCACUACUAAGACAAAAGAAAUGUGCUCAAGAGGACUUACUUAAAAAAAUAAAAAAUAAUAAAAAACAUCACUACAGCGGCACUAGGAAUGUCCUGCACUUACUAGAAUUAUUUUUCACCGCUACAGUUUGAAGAAUGUAAAUAUGCACCUCUGAGUGGGGCUCUCUUUCUCUUCUUACUUUUUUUUUUUUUGGAACUGACCAUGUAACACUUCUGCUGCCAGAGGGAUCUGCAGAGGAAGUAUUGCAAACUCCUCUGGCAGCUGAAAGAUUCGUAUGAAACACUGGGUGUAUUUACUUUUUAUAUAUACAUAUAUAUAUAUAUAUGUAUAAUUUGAG
Molecule: messenger RNA, 77713 nt
Organism: Pelobates cultripes (western spadefoot toad)
Lineage: Eukaryota; Metazoa; Chordata; Amphibia; Anura; Pelobatidae
Source: the annotation of a GenBank genome assembly